Messenger RNA from Pelobates cultripes (western spadefoot toad), 62697 nucleotides. The record is from the annotation of a GenBank genome assembly. Lineage: Eukaryota; Metazoa; Chordata; Amphibia; Anura; Pelobatidae.
ACAAGAGGAGGCAUAUGACAAUCCAGAGAGACUUGCUCCAAACAGAAAAGGGAGACAGACCCAACAAAAAGAGGGAUGUAAUGAGAUAGGGAGGGGUACUGAAGAAACUGGAGAAGGAGGAGAAGUCUAGACAAGUGACAAAAGAGGAGAAAGGAAGAAGAGUUCCAUAGAAGAGUUGGGUCUUUUGUCUCUUUUUGGUCCUUAACUUUAAAUGGAGUGACAUAACGCAACAUUGUCUGAUGGAUACCCAUUACAACUCUUGCACAGGAAACAUGGAAACCUCAUAUCCCUUGGACCUCAGUAUCCGAAAAAGUAUGGAUAUGUUUGGUGUAGCUCCAAGGAGCCCUCAUAAAAUGUGGUCAGCGAGAGAUAUAAAAGGCUCACAGCCAUUCAAGAUGAACAACCUGGAGGGGGUGACCCAGUCUACCGAGGGACAAAAUGGUUCAUCUGAGGAACCAGGACAUUGCAAGGACCAAACCUGCCUUCCCCUCAGAAAAAGAAGGUACCCACCUCCAUCCAAGGAUGAAAGACCAUUGACGACGCACAUGGAAGAUUAUCCAAGUUGGCCAAAGAAAUUGUGUGGCUCAUCAAAAAUUCAAGUACCACUGCCAUGCUACUACUCAGGUAAUUGCUCUAAACUAAUAAUUAGAAUAUAUUUUGGUUUUGUUUGCAAGAAAUGAAGGUACUGGAAGUUGUAGACACCGUAGAAUUUAUGCAAAAAUCAUAAACAGCUACUAGCACAAAUUGCCCUUAAUGUUUUGAACUAAUCUUCCAGAAAACUCUUUCAGUGGGUAUGAGUAGACAAUAAUAAAAUGAAAUAGCAAAGUGUCUGGUUUCAAAUGGGUCAGUGAGUUCACAUCUGAGGUGACAAAAAAGCUGGAGGCAAGGCAGUCAUGCAAUAAUUUUUCCAUCUACUAAUACCCAAGGAGACAUUAUCUAUUUAACAUCUAGUGUGCAUUCUCUAUUCAGUAUGUAGUACACAUUCCCUAUUGAGUUUGUAGACCCCGUCUACUCGACAUGAAAUGAAACCUAUAUUUACAACAGGCACUUUUCACUAUCAUUCUCAAAAUUAGCUUUAAAUGGCAUGCUUUGCAUUUAAUACACAGUGCUUAAAUAUAUUGUUUACAACAUGCAUUUUAAGUAUUUUUAUUUAUUUUAAACCAAAGAGCUUAAAAUUUUAGUUAAUUUUUCAUUUUGUUUUUAAUUAUCGAAAGCACACUGCUUUAUUGGUGCAGGGUAGAUCUUGAGGAGGUAGGCUCAGCUAACAUUUGGCUGGAGAAGUGACCCAACACCUCCCAGGUCAUUGACUUUCUUUCAGCAGCAGCAGUUAACACCCUGGUAAAAUAAAACAUUUUGCACUAAUUACAGAUCCUGACUGAGGAUUAGCAGAAGCAGUGUUUUGUGAACACAUUAAAACUAUUACUACUCCUUAACGACAAAAAGUUUUUAACAUGCUGAAAGGCAAUUUUUUUCAUGCAACCCGAAUGGUUACAGGUUCCAACUGUGCAAAAAUAUCUGCAUCAUAGUUUUAUUAACAAUGAACAGGUACAUGUGUGCUUGUAUGUUUUUUAGUUUCUUAGUCCUUAUCUCUUCAGAAACAGCGACAGCAUUGGGAACCCAGAUAGAGAUCUCUAUAAUAUCAACAAGUCUCUAACUGUAGUUUUACUUUGCUGCACAGAUUAAUUUUUCCAUCAUUCCUACUAAUCUAGUGUCAAUCAGAGAGCAACAAAUAGGUGAACGUACGUAUGUGAUUGCUGUCAGAGUGACUGGUAGCACUUUGUCUACGUCUGCAACUUUUGACCAACGAUAGUGUUGUUUAAGGCAAAAGAAAGGGUUCUUUACAAUAAGAACAUAGAUGUGGAAUUAUCUGCCUGAAAAGGGUGGUUUUAUCAUACUUUGUACAGCUUUUUAGACAGCGACUGGAUGAAUGCUUGCAAAAGUGUAAUAUUCAGGGGCAUAAUAUUUAAUAUGUGGGUUCACAACUUCUUGAUUCAAGGAAAGAUCUGAGAGAUCUGGGGUCAAGGAGGAUUAUUUUCCUACUUUGUUGCUAAACUGGAAAAAGCUUCAAACUCGGUUCUUUGCCUUCUUUUGGAUCAACAGCAGAAACAGAAGUGAGAAAGGCAGAACUUUUUUUUCAGCCUAUGUAACUAUGAUUAACAUUUGAUAUCGGUGCAUUAGCAUAACUUGCCUGAUAUGACCUGUCCUUUAAAAACCUGACGACUUGUAUCAAUUUAAUUUGUAAUAAAUACUAACAAUGACCAAUGACAAUUUUGAUGUCCUCACAGAGCUCUUCACUUGGCACAUACCAAAUAAAUAAAUAAAUAUAUAUAUAUAUAUAUAUAUAUAUAUAUUAAGUGAUAUAGUUUCUGUCUCUUUUUACAAGUAAACUUCAUUUGUAAUGGUUAUCUGUGUGCCAUACUUCAGUAGGUGUUCAUCAAAUGUUCCUCUGAUAACGUGCAGAUAUCCUAGCGUCUUAUGGAUGGAUGGGCCAUCCCUCAAUCUAAGAUAUACAGUUAAUUAAGAUGGGACACCAAUAAAUGGAGACAGAAACAACAGCAUGAAAGGAACGCUAUACAAAAGCAACCUUUCCUAAAACACCAGCACUGAAAAAAGGAGGGGGAUACCAAAAAAAUGAGAAGGGAGGAAAGUUAACAAUUGUAAACUUAAAAAUGUGUUGUUUAUCCUUUUUUAGAAGUCAGUUUGAUUAUUAUUUAUCAUUCGUGUUGUGAUUAAACCACACAGGAUACACCUUUAUGCUUUCAAAACCAUAAAUUUGAAUGUGUGGGUGGUUUGUGAAGAUCAGAAUUGCUGAACGAAGGAGGGAUCUUAAUGAAUUCAAUCAACUUUUUUAGGAUUUACUUGAGUUUGGUUUCAGCACCUUAAUAUAUGUGUGUUGGAUGUGAAAGGGAGAGAGAAUUUGUUACAGAGACCUUCAGAUGUAUUUAAAGAAUAAAUAAACUUCAAAGGGAAGGACUUUGAUGGAAAUAAAUUCAAUAGAGCAAGAAGGUAAACUGGUCAGUUCUGAGGAUGAAAGACAGAUGACAAAUUUAAGAAUUUUUGUUUUAAAUGAAGUAGAUACUUUGAAUAGCAUUCCAGCAAAACCAGUAAACUAUUGCCUAUUAAAGGCACCAGAGAUUAUCUUAAAUGUUCAUAAGGCUAUCCAUAAAAAAACAAACAACAACUAUAAUCAACAUAAAAGCUCACAAUCGGAAGAGAGGCUUGUUAUUGGUUACCACCAGUGGUUUCCAAACCAGUCCUCGACACACAACUACCAGUUCAGAAUUGAUGGAUUACAUAGUUGUGUCUAAGGUUUUUUUUUUGUUCUAACAUCACCUUAGUCACAACUGGGUAAUCCCUAAAUCCUGGACUGAUAGGUGUGCCUUGAGGACUAGUUUGGGAACCACUGGGUUACCACCAUCCACCAGUUUUUGGUUUUUUUCAAAGAUCAAGUAUAAUGCUACUAUCUCACAACCUUCUAAAUGGCCAGAAGAAAACACUAGUUGACAUGCUUUAUAUUAAAAAUGGUUGCACUGAUUGAAAAGGUGCCACCACAAAGUUCACUGUGCUGGAGUUUUUGAUGUGAAGCAGUGCUGGCAUCAGAAAUGUCUGUUAAUAUAGUUAGCAACAUUAGGAGGUAUGAAAUAAGGGCGGAAUGGGGUGACACCAAAGUUUAGGCUAAAAUUAGCUGUCAUUGUAGCUGAUUGCAGAUUCUUUAUUUAAUUUUUUUUAAAUCAGCUUUCAUUUUUGCACUCCAGUUUACAAUUUGGGGCUGGAUCUCUAGGAGUUUACUAUGCUUACUGAAUAGCAAUUUCAGUAAGUUUUUUAUUCAACUUUGAAUUUAUAUAAUAAUGUAAAUUGCACAGUUUUAAUGAAUGUAUUUGAGAAACCUAAGCCAUAGUGGAAAAACACAUUCAGUGGUCACUUAAGAGUAAAUUCAAGUUUUGCAUUAAAGGGACACUAUAGUCACCUGAACAACUUAAGCUUAAUGAAGCAGUUUAUGUGUAUAGAACAUGCCCCUGCAGCCUCACUGCUCAAUUCUCUGCAAUUUAGGAGUUAAAUCCCUUUGUUUAUGAACCCUAGUCACACCUCCCUGCAUGUGACUUGCACAGCCUUCCUUAAACACUUCCUGUAAAGAGAGCCCUAUUUAGGCUUUCUUUAUUGCAAGUUCAGUUUAAUUAAGAUUUUCUUAUCCUCUGCUAUGUUAAUAGCUUGCCAGACCCUGCAAGAGCCCCCUGUAUGUGAUUAAAGUUCAAUUUAGAAAUUGAGAUACAAUUAUUUCAGGUAAAUUACAUCUGUUUGAAAGUGAAACCAGUUUUUUUUUUUCAUGCAGGCUCUGUCAAUCAUAGCCAGGGGAGGUGUGGCUAGGGCUGCAUAAACAGAAACAAAGUGAUUUAACUCCUAAAUGACAGUGAAUUGAGCAGUGAAAUUGCAGGGGAAUGGUCUAUCCACUAAAACUGCUUUAUUUAGCUAAAGUAAUUUAGGUGACUAUAGUGUUCCUUUAAAUAUUAAUCCACGCAUAAAUGGCUAUCCACAAGCCAUCAAUGUUGUUAGAGUUCCACCACAGAGUUAUUUUUCAAUGCCACUUUGAUUCUUGAACUGGUAAAAACAGACGACAUGAUCUUGCAGACAAAAAGUUGUCAACACAAUAACAGAACCACUGGACACCCAGUGUAUUAAAACAACUGAACAAAUUAAUAGCAAUGUCAGUUAAUACAUUUAGUUAUCAGUUAGUGUUAUAUAACAAAAAUGAGAACAAAAAAAUCAAAUACCUUACUUGACUUGCUUAAAGUCACCAGAACAACUACAGCUUAUUGAAUUUGUUCUGGUGAGUAGACUCAUUACCUUCAGGCAUUUUGCUGUAAACACUGUCUUUUCAGAGAAAAUGCAGUGUUUACAUUACAGCCUAGUGAUAACUUCACUUGCCACUCCUCAGAUAGCUGUUAGAGAUCCUUCCUGUGUCAUGGCUGCCUAAAAUGCAUCCAAACACUCAGUGUCUCCUCCCUCUGCAUGCAGACACUGAACUUUCCUCAUAGAGAUUCAUUGAUUCAAUUCAUCUCUAUGAGGAGAUGCUGAUUGGCCAAGGCUGUGUUUGAAUUGUGCUGGCUCUGCCCCUGAUCUGCCUCUUUGUCAAUCUAUGGGGAAGCAUUGUGAUUCAAUCAGGCUACCACUUCUGCUGAUGUCACCAGGCAGUGGGCAGGUCUAAAGGAACUAAGUAAGCAGGCACUAAGUAAGCAGCUGCAGACCUGAAUACAAGUAAGAUUUUACUAUAUUUAGGGAGGCAUGAUGGGACCAGGGUGGCUAGAUGGUGGUUUUAACCCUAUAGGGUCAGGAAUACAUGUUUGUGUUCCUGACUCUAUAGUGCUCCUUUAAGUAUGCAAGCAAUGUUAACUAGCGUUUCAGCAUCAAUCAGUUAUUAGACCCAUUAAAGAACAAACAAAGUAACUAUAGUAUACAAUAGCAACAUUUAUAACAUAACAAUUGCAUAUCUGCACAGUACCUGAAAUGACAGUUGAAAGGUAUUAAAAAAACAAACACACAUACCUUCCAAUAUUGGCAUCCCAAGAAGCAGGACGCCGAUGGAAGGGGUUUAAAGGGGACAGGACAGUGACACAAUUGUGGGUCAAUCCAGGUGGGUAAGUCCAACCGGUAUUGGUGUACUAUUAUGUAGUGGUGGGCUUCAAACAAUAUGGCCAUCUGUUGUAACUGAAUCUCCAUAUUUGUUUGCUAAGAUAUGUGAUUUUUAGGUAGCCUAAAAAAAUGUAAAACUUUAUUUAUAUUUUUUUGUCGGUGCACUGUUCUUUCAUCUGUAUUUUUCCAAACAAACAGUUCAGGCCACCAAGGGCAGGACUUGCAAGAAGCACUGUUUCAGUGCUCGCUGCAGGGUCAUGGUGUACUGAUUGCAUCGUAAGGGUGUCUUAUGAUGUACUUCUGCUAUACUUUUUUAAGGACAGUUCCCUGGUGUCCCCAAAAGCUGAACACCAGGGAAUAAAGUCGGACAAUGGGACAGGACCCAAAAAGCAGGACUGUUCCAAUGUAAUUGUGUUUGUUGGGAGACACGCGCACACACACACACAUACACACACAUUGCCAUGUCUGUAUGUUAAUGACAUACCUCACCUACUUGCAUCAUCAAUGCACCUGGCUUACUGUAACAUUCAACUUGUGAUCAAACUGAAGAGCAAAAGUACAAGUAUUUUUUAUUGCUAACUUACCAAUAACGGCUUAUCAAGCUCAACAUCACAAGAUUAACAAUAAAAAUACAUAUUAAGCCCAGUUUCAAGACAAUAAAAUGUUAUGGCUAUGGCAGCAUUAAUGGCAAUUGUCCAAGCAAUGUGGUUCACCUUGAUAACUUUAAAACUGUUAUGUAAUUACAGCCAAAAAUACAACAAUAUUAAUUGCUUACAGACACCAUGUUGUAAUGUAAUAAUUUAUUAUGUUUACCUGUACACCUACUUUUUAUAAGAGAUAUCUAAGCAGCCAAACACAUGGCAGUAACGCCAUGCCUAAUAUCAUGCAGAUAUGAUAUAUAAUGUUCAUUUUUCAUUAAAAACAAAAUAUCAGAAUUGGGAAAAAAAUGUGGUCUAAGUGACUUUGACAGUGGAACGAUUGCUGUUGCUAAGCAUGGAGGUUUGAGCAUCAGAAAUUGCUGAUCUCCAGGAAUUUUUAUACAUUAGUGUCUUAGAAGGUUGGAGAGAAUACUGCAAAAAAAAUUAAACAACCCAAAAACAUCUGAAGAGCAGCAGUUGUAUGGGCAAAAUUGAUUUGUUAAUGAGAAAGGUCAGAAGAGAAUGGUAGACUGGUUCAUGCAAACAGGAAGUUGAUAGCAACUAAAAUCACCAUGGGUUACAGCACGGCUAUUCAGAAGAACAUCUCUGAACACAAAAUAUAAAACUCAAAGUGGAUGGGCUGCAGCAGCAGAACACCACACCAUUUAGUUAAGAAUAGGUAAAUGAAUACAGCAGGAACUGGUGCACCAAAACUGGACUGUAGAAGAUUGGAAAAACGUCUCCUGGUCUGAUAUAUAUUAAUUUCACCAGCAGAAAGCAGAUGCCAUGUUUAUGCAGAAUUGGGGUAUAUAUGUAAUUCAUGACUCAGUCAUGGCUUGCGUCAAUGUAUGAGGCUUGUUCCAAUAGAAAAUAUUGUUUGGAAUAAUUUCAUGGCACACCUUAGACGCAUUAUUGCCAACUGACUGUCUUUAAAAUGACUAAGGCUAUAUUAAUAUUAUUGCUGAAUGUGUGCCCUUUGCAGCCACAGUUCACCCAUCUUCUAAUGGUUACGACCAGCAGUAAAACAAGCACUGUCACCUCAAAGCUGUUUCCACGAAUAGGACAAUGAGCUUAAUGUGUUCCUAUGGCCUUCACAGUCACCAGGUCUUAGUCCAAUAGAACACCUUUUGAUGUAAGAAAAAAGGGAGACUGACGGAGAUUCAAUUAGCAUAAUCUUUGAAGAAAAUGUCUAGCACCUUGAAUCCAUGUACAGACAAAUUAUGGAGUCUUAUUAAAAGAUGUGAACAUUGAACAUAAAUUAAUUGGCUAGGUUACCUAGGUUUCAAGUACUUAUCAGCAAAAAUCAGCAUGGUUUUAUGAAGCAGAGGUCAUGACAAACUAACUUGAUUGCAUUCUACAUAGAAAUAAGAAGAAGUGUAGAUUACGGUGUUGCAGUGGAUGUGAUCUAUUUGGAUUUUGUCAAGGCGUUUGAUACAGUUCCACGCAAUAGAUUAGUGUUCAAACUCAAAGAAAUUGUCUAGAUGAAAAUUCUUGUUCUUGGGAAGAACAUUGGCCUAAAAACAGAGUACAGAGAGUUGUCAUUAAUUGUACAUUUUCAAGCUGGACAUAGGUGGCAAGUGGUGACCCUCAGCGUUCUGUUCUAGAACCCCUUCUAUUUAACAUGUUUAUAAAUUCCUCUUGAAAAAAAGUGGCCAGUCGGUAUUGUCAUGCAUGAAAAAAGGCGUUAAUUCUCGGAAUGAAAAUAUAAUUUUGCCUCUUUAUAAAUCACUGGUAAGACCACAUCUUGAAUAUGCUGUGCAAUUCUAGGCACCUGUUCUAAAGAAGGAUGUUAUAGCACUAGAAAGAGUGCAGAGGCGGGCUACAAAAUUAAUCAAAGGAAUGGAACAUUUUCGCUAUGAAGAAAGGUUAACAAAUGUAUACCUCUUUAGUUUAGAAAAAUGUUGCCUGAGAGGGGAUAUGAUAACAUUAUACAAAUUUAUCCUGGGCCAAUACAAACCAUUGUGUGGAAAUCUAUUCACAAACAGGACUUUACAUAGGAUAGGAGUUCAUGUGUUUAGACUGGAAGAAAGAAGAUUUAGUCUAAGGCAAAGUUAUUUUACCGUAAGAACAAUAAUGAUAUGGAAUUAUUUGCCCGAAGAAGUGGUUUUAUGAGAGUCCGUAUGAAUGUUUAAACAGCAACUAGAUGCACACUUACAAAAAACAUAAUAUUCGAUGAUAUAAUUUUUCAACUGUCGGGUAAUAGCUUCUUGAUCCAAGGAUAAAUCUGACUGCCAUUCUGUCACGGUAGUUUACCCCUACACGCAAGAUUUAGUCCAACAAUCGACAGAUAGAGCAGAUACAACUUACCGGACCUUAGAAUGGCCGGAUUCGCCGUAUAGCAGAGAAUAGACAGAGUCAAGAACAAGCCGAGAUCAAGGGAACAAAGAGACUGUGAGAACAAAAACUAGCCAUGGUCUGGUACACAGUAGUCAAUAACCCGGCAAACAAGACAAAACAGGGAUAGAGAGAUAAACGGAGUCAGAUACAAAGCCAAGGUCAAGCACUAAAAUCACAACUGAACACAACAAGCGCUAAAGGGAACUGAAACAGAAACCACAAUAGGGCAGGGAGUCAAGGGAGAGGUAAGUAUAUAUACCCUAAACUUUACUUUGAUUGGCCCCUGUCAUAUCCACGCUCCCAAAAUGUGAGUGUCUGGGGAAUGUGGGAUGACAGGGGCCAAUGGGAGUACAUUUCAUUUUUUGGCUCCCAGUGCCCCUUUAAGAGCGUGCCCGCUCCCAGUAUGUAAAUCUGUUGAAUAUAUUAAUAUGUCGUCCAAGUACUCUAUUACAAAUGAGUGAAUGAACUCUCGUAAGACAUCAUUAAUAAAUUCUUGAAACACUGCUGGGGCGUUACAAAGACCGAAUGGCAUCACAGUAUACUCGUAAUGACCACUCCUAGUAUUGAAUGCAGUUUUCCACUCAUGGUCCUUUUUUAUACGUAUGAGAUUGUAUGCACCUCUAAGGUCCAAUUUAGUAAACACAGUAGCUUGUCGAAUAAUUCCGUGAUUAAUGGUAUAGGGUAAGCAUUUUUUAUAGUGAUUUUAUUUAGGCCCCUAUAAUCAAUACAAGGUCUUAAAUAGCCCUCCUUCUUUCGACACAAAGAAGAACCCUGCCCCUGCCGGAGAAGAGGAUCUCCUUAUAAAUCCCUUUUGUAGAGAUUCUUUAAUAUAUUCCUCCAUGACACGAUUUUCUUGCGGAGACAAAGGAUACACCCUGCCUUUAGGAGGUAUAGUGCCAGGCAAUAUAUCAAUAGCACAAUCGUAGGGUCUAUGAGGUGGUAAUUUUUCAGCCUCCCUUUUAUCGAAGACAGAUUUAAGACACAUGUACUGAGGAGGUAUAACAGUAGACAAAGGAGGAGUAGUAGGAACAUUAAUGGAAUUCAAAGGGGUGAUUUUAAUUAUACAAGACUCUUGGCAGGUUUCACUCCAAGAUACUAUUUGUCCUGAUUCCCAGUCAAAAUUGGGAUUGUGAGAACGUAACCAUGGGUACCCUAACACAAUGUGAGAGGAAGGAGAGGUGAUGACCUGAAACCGAAUGGUUUCUGAGUGUAACAUCCCUGUAUACAUAUGCAACGGUUCAGUUUCAUGUGUGAUAACUGGGGAGCAUAAUGGUCUACCAUCUAUGGCCUCAACGGCCAUGAGUGUCUUCGUCUCUCUAAUGGGUAUUUUGUUUCUCCUAACAAAUCUAGAGUCUAUGAAAUUCUCAGCUGCGCCGGAAUCAACCAGGGCUAGUAUGUUUCUUGAUAUGCAAUUAUUCUCCAGAUACAGAGAAACAGGGAGAAGUAGUCGAUUAAGAGGCAAUUUUGGGGACUUAGAUAUCACACCCAAGGCCAGUCCCCUAUAUGGCCUUAGGUGCGAUAGUUUUCCAGAAGCACGGGACAUUCUUUUAGCAUAUGACCCUUCUUACCACAGUACAGGCAAAGUCCCUCCUUUCUCCUAUACAACUUUUCAGCAUCAGAGAGUUUGGGAACCCCUCUGAUACCUUGAAACUCUCAGGAUUAGCAACUCUAGGAGUAUUUAAUGUAACAAAACGUCUAUUCCUAUUCUUAGUAUAGAGUCUGUCAUGAAUCCUAUUGUCUAUAUCAAUGAGAUAGUCGAUAAGGUCCUCUAAUGGGAUAGGAAGAUCCCUAGCUGCUACCUCAUCCAAUAUAGUAUCAGAUAGUCCUUCCAUGAAUGCUGUAGUUAGCCCAUUGUUGGUCCAAUCUACCUGCGAAGCAAGGGCACGAAACUGAAUAGCAUAAUCAGCAACAAACCUAGAACCCUGUUUAAUUCUCAUUAAUGCCCUUGCAGCAUUCUUUGACCUUUUAGUAGUGUCAAAGGUUCUACGAAAAGCCGUAAGGAAGCUAUCAAAAUUAUGCACCAUAGGUCCAUUAGCCUCCCAAAUAGAAUUUGCCCACUCAAGUGCUUUAUCAGUAAGUUGGUGCAUAAAGAAUCCAACUUUAGACCUGUCAGUGGGAAAGGAACGUGGAUACAUCUCAAAAUGGAAUUCCACUUGAUUAAUAAAUCCCCUGCAAGACUUAGCAUCCCCUCCAUACCUGGGUGGAGGGGUUAAAUGUGCAGAAGCAUUAGGCAUGGUGGAUACAUCUGGAACAAUGGGUGCAGGAGGAGUUGGUACUGUUACUGGAGUAGUUCUAGAUAAGAGUGUUUGAAGGGCCUGAGCUAUCUGAUCCAUACAGUGAUCCUGCUCUGUAAAUCUAGCCUCAUGAGAAGCCAAUUGCUGACUUAAAUCUGUGGGGUCCAUGGCCCUAUCGUAAUGUCAUGGUAGUUUACCCCUACACGCAAGAUUUAGUCCAACAAUCGACAGAUAGAGCAGAUACGACUUACCAGACCUUAGAAUGGCCGGACUCACCGUAUAGCAGAGAAUAGACAGAGUCAAGAACAAGCUGAGGUCAAGGGAACAAAGAGACUGCGAGAACAAAAACUAGCCCAGGUCUGGUACACAGUAGUCAGUAAGCCGGCAAACAAGACAAAACAGGGAUAGAGAGAUAAACGGAGUCAGAUACAAAGCCAAGGUCAAGCACGAAAAUCACAACUGAACACAACAAGCGCUAAAGGGAACUGAAACAGAAACCACGAUAGGGCAGGGAGUUAAGAGAGAGGUAAGUAUAUAUACCCUAAACUUUACUUUGAUUGGCCCCUGUCAUAUCCACGCCCCCAAAAUGUGAGUGUCUGGGGAAUGUGGGAUGACAGGGGCCAAUGGGAGCACAUUUCAUUUUUUGGCUCCCACUGCCCCUUUAAGAGCGUGCCCGAGACGCGCGGCACGCUCUUAGAGCUAGGUGGGACACGUGACCGCAUCUCGCGGUCCAUGCCCGCCUUCAUUCGAGAGCCGCAAGUGGCGGGAAGAGAGGAACUCGGCCGGCCCCCGGGUAACGUAAGUACCACUACACAUUCUAGGGUCAAGAGGAAUUUUUUUCCUAGUUUUUGCAAAAUUGGAAUUGCUUCAAACUGUUUUUUUGCCUUCUUUUGGAUCAACAGCAAAAACAAAUGUGAGGGAGGCUGAACUUGAUGGACACAUGUCUCUUUUCUGCCUUUGUAACUAUGUAAUUUGACCUACGUAUUUAAAUUUAUUUGCAAUUUCUUUUUUUUUCUUUGCAUUUUCAAGAUUAGUAAAUAAAGCACAACAAUGCCAGCAUUGAUUUUUGUAAUAUAGAUUAUAUAGAAGUAAGCAUUAAUCUUUGUGUGUCAAAUUUGUGUCAAGGUACAUUACUUUCAUAAGUAUUCAUAAAACCCUUGGUUGUUUCCACCUAUUUUAUAUUGCCACUCUGGAAUCAAAAUUAAUUUUAUUUGGGUUUUUACCAUUUUAUUUACACAAUAUGCAUACCAUUUUCUGAAUAGUUUUGUAUGUUUGCUACGAAACUCCUAAAUAUACAUAAUUAGGAGAUGGAAUUCACCAGUGUGCAAUUAAAGAGUCACAUGUUUUCAAACACCUAUUUCUGAAAGGCUCCAUAAAUUAUUAGAAAACAUAUCAAAACAAACAUCAAGACCAAACUGUUAACAUAACAAGCCCUGAAUAAAGACCAGAGAAUCACCAAUCAGGGUUGUCUUACAUAAUAAUAAUCUCAAACAUCGAACAUGCUUCUGAGUACAUUUUUGUUUCGUUGUGUUGACUGUGCCGAUACUUUGUCCUAUUCUCCUACUCUCUCCCAAUGGUUAAAAUUCUGACACAAUGUACAGAGUUUAAAUAAUCCAUAUAAAAGAUCCAUGGUAUUUGAAUAUAUUAAAAAAAGAGGGAGCAAAAAUAGUAUUAUUGCAAGAAAUCAUUGGUUAGGAAAGAUACAAAAAUAUUUAUUCCUAAUACUUUUAAUAUCAAAAUAUGUUCUUCAUUAGAGGAUAAAAGAAAAUGUGGGGUUGCCUUUCUUGUAACCAGUCAUAUAGACACACAGAUUAUGUAUCAGGACAUAGAUAAAAAUGGAAGAUACACUAUAGUAAUAUGUAAAAUACAAAAUGAAGUAUAUACAAUAGCGAAUUUAUAUGCACCUAAUGUUAAACCUAUUGGUUUUAUACAAAUGGUAUUAAACAAAAUAGAUAAUAUUAAAAAGGGAAUGGUCCUUAUAGGGGGAGACUUUAAUGGAUACAAUGCUAGAUAGAAAUUCACUUGGAGGGAUUAUCCAAAAUAAAAAAAGUAAAAAAACAUCAAACCAGCUUAAACUUUUAGUAUGUAAAUACGGUUUGUUAGACAUAUGGAGAAUUUACCAUCCCCAAGAAAAGGACUUUACUGGCUUUUCAAAAGUUCAUUAUACAUAUUCAAGGUUAGACCUAUUCUUGGGUACAGUAGAGAUAUCACUUAAGAUAAAGAAGGUUCUUAUUCAGGAAGUCACUUGGUCAGACCAUAACCCAGUCAUAUUAGACCUUAAUAUAAGCCCAGAUAAUAAAAUAAGGAAUAGUUGGAGGCUAAAUGAUCUCUUAUUAAAAAAGACCUACAGAUUACUAUCACAAGAAAUGAGUGGAUAAAUGCAAAUAAUGCUGUAACUAAGGCAAUUCAUUAUUUAAAUUCAACUGAAAGUCAUUAUAAGAUCAUUAAUAGAUGGCACUAUGUCCUCACUAAAUUGGCAACAAUGUACCCAUCCUCUCAAUAUAAGUGUUGGAGAUGUGGCUCAUCUAGAGCAGACUAUGUCCAUAUCUGGUGGUCUUGCCCAAACCUAAGUCAACUAUGGAAUAAAGUAGCAAAGUUUUGUCAAGAGGUGAUAAAAGUAGAUCUUGACUUUACUUGCAGGUCUUUUGUACUACAUCUGGGUUGGCCUAGAAUUUCAAGAAGCAAAAAAGAUAUAGUGAUUCACAUCUUAACGGAGACCAAAGCAACAUUAGCGAGAUACUGGAAAUGAUCUGAUUCCCCAUCUUGGGAUAUGAUAAAAUAUCAGGUCCUGAACCAUUGCAAAAUGGAGAUUGGAAUCCUGAGACAAGAUAAUUAUACUAAUUCUAGAAUAGAACAAUGAGAGGAAUGGGUAAAAAAAUUAAUCCCUACAUAAGAAAAACAAUUGAAUCUGUUAUUGGAUCUUGGUACAGUAUGUAUAUUGGACAUUAUUGUUAAAUAUAGGUAGUGAAUAAUAACUUACAUUUUUUUUGAGAAGAAUCAAAGAUGAUAAACUUAGUAUGACAAAUAACUAACGAAUAUAGAGACAGAUUAGAAAAAUGUUUUAAUAAAUUUAUAUCUUAGAGAGCUAACACUGUUGAUAUGUUCAUAAGGUUGUUUCUAUAUUUUCAUAAGGUUGUUUCUAUAUUUUGCUUCUCUAUAUAAAGCUGUCUUUUGGCUAUUUAUAGUGUAUAUUUUAUUUAAAAAGGGAGAAUAAAAGAGAGAAAGUAAACGGAAAAGGGAAAAGAAAAGGGGAAAAUAUCACGCCCUAUAGUAAGGCACCAUCUGUCAGGAUUUAUAGCUCUCAGCAUAGCAUAACUUUAUGUUUGUAUGUUUUUAUGUUUACAUGAUUUGUCAUAGACAGUGAAUAACUAUUUAAGGUCCUCUCAAGUUAAAGUGAAGAUACUAAAUUUAGUAUGUCGUCUAAUUUAUAAAUAAGGUGAUAAUUAAGGGUAAUAAAUUUAAAAUGUGGUAUCUUAGAGUGCUAGAACUGUCGGAAUGUAUUUAUUGUUGUAUUGUUUUUUGUUUAUAUUUUUAAAUGUAAGUCUUUUAUUGUGAUAAAUUUUCAAAAAAUGAUAAAAAAUAAUGAAAUGUCAAAAAAAUAAUAAUAAAACCAAUGGAAAAUAUAUGAGAUACAUGCAACUUGGCUUAGAAAAUAUUGUCCACCAAAGUUCAGUGAUCAGUCGAGGAAGACUUGAGUUACAUUAGCAACCAAAAGGUGAGUCAAAACUAUGAAGAAAAGGGAGAGAACUAUAACUGCAUUUGGAAAAAACAUUCCCGGGACAAUUGGUCUUCACAGGUGCAUGGUAAGAAGCCAAUUGCAGAAAAAAACAAUCAAGACAUGUACAUGUACAAUUGUUUUUGGUAAACAAGUGUUCCGUAAUUCUUUAAUUCAAUACACCACCUGUUGCAAUCAUGGAUCACUUCACCAGGUAGUCUAAUCUAGUACUGGUUAGGACCUCUCUCUUCUUCUUCAUAACAGUUUUCUUUAUGACACAGAGUGAAUACGUUUCUGGAAACAUCACUUUUAGGAUUCCUAUCCAUGUAGACUUGAUAGCAUCACACAGUCCUUCCAGAGAUUUUGGCCACGCUUUCCUUCUAUAAAACUCACAUUCCAUCUCAUUUCUAAAGUGCUGUUUUGGAUUGAGAGCCUGCGAUUAUGUAACAUUAUGUGGCAUGAACUGAGAUUUGUCAAGCCACAAACAUUUUUUUUACCAAUCUUCUGUUGUCCAUUUAAAGGAAUACAUCUUGCCGGAGUGCUUUAUGUGUUUGGAGUCCGUCAUAUUUGUGACCGUUUAUAAAAGUGCAGAUUCCAAAAGAAAUCUACUUGCUUAGAAUUGUUUUUUUUUUGCUGCUGUAAGCUCUACAGAGCUAAUGAAUGUGGCAGGUACGUUAGGCUACAGCGGGUCUGCCUUGCCCUUACCCUGACCCUCUUAACCUAUAAGUCUAGUUCUCCUAUUCCUAAACCCUCUAACCGUUAAUGUUAGUCAUUUCUUACCAUACAACCUAUAACCCUAAUAAUCCUAAUCAUAAAUGUCCUUAUUCAAUUAAUUCUAAAUCCUUUAAAGUAACACUAUUAGCACCAUAACAACUACAUCACAAUAUGAUUAUGGCCCUGACACCCUCCUCCCCAUCAUAAGGAGUCAACACAUUUUAGAAUGAGUCUAUGCCUUACCUGGGUACCACUACGUACCUCCACUACUUUCAUAACAGUAGUGGUUAUGUUGCUUGGAGUGUUAGUUUUAUUCUCCUAGCCCCAAUUAUUCCCUAACUGAAAUUCUCCUAUCAAAAAUCCUAGAAUCCCAAAGCUGGAACAUGAUUUGGUCUUCUCUGAAAUGCACGGACAUUUAUUUUUAUCCCAGCUCAGUCCUUUUUAUUGAACAAUCUCAAUUUUUAUCCCUGUGUCAGCUCAAUGCCAGCCUGUUGCUUUGUGUAAAUUAAUGUCUUAAACAGCUAAAAACUACAAGCGUGUCUCCAUAAAAAGGUUACAAAUAAACAAUCAAAGCCACUCACUAUAUAAUAAAGGGGAUAGCAGUAAAUCCCAUAACGAUUCUCAACAUUGUGAACAAAUGUGUAACAAAACAAGCAAACAGAAAUGGAUUAAGUGUGUUACAGUAAGGAACAGAUAAUGUAAUCACUUACACAUGGUUAUAUGGUAAUGGUGAUACAUGCAUAUACAUUACUAUAUGUAUUUACGUUUACCUAUAUACCCACGUGUAGGCGAUUGCAUUAUUUUUUUCCUUACUGUAACACAGUUUAUCCAUUCUGUUUGCUUGUUUCUGUAAAAGUCGUGUGAAAUAAACAGUUUAAUAUACAAAUUGUAUGAUAAUAGUUUCAGUGUCUGCUGUGUAAUGCAGCCUUAAUCUCUUGGAAGAAAACAUACUUCAUUAUAAUCAGACUUUUAAUAUUAUACUAUGAAGAUAAGUUAACAUAUCAGUCUUUUUUCACAUCUUCAAACAAGUUAUGUGCAAGCAUUAUUUCAGUUCAAAAAACCACAAUGAAAACACGGCAGUAAACAUUUAUUGUACACCCAUUUCAAAACACGCCCCAGGACUAAAAGGUAAAGAAACAUCUAGCUUCUACUAGGGACUGUCCCUAGAAUUCCGAGAUAGUGUGCAGUUAUUUAUUAUCCCUCUGAGCAGUGACAACAGGCAAUGAAAAUGCACAUCACGGGAAAAGUUAACAACAAUAAAGUUAGUCUCAAAAUAAUUAUUAUUUUCAACACAGUCUUCAAAAUUGUUGCUUUCUUCUUUGAAUUGAUAGAUAAUGGCUAUGGAACAGGGUAUACUUAAUAUAGGUACUCCCCCCUCUUAUAAUAUUGUAAAGCGCUACAGAAUCUGUUGGCGCUAUAUAAAUGGCAAUAAUAAUAAUAUGGUACUGCAGUUCUCUACAGUCACGGCUCGUGAGAAAUAUUCAGUAAGAGGUGUGCGUAUAAAUCUCACCUGUUAAAGUAUCAAAAACUGUAAUCAAUGUACAUUAAUGGACAGGACUGACAUCAACUUUGGGGUGCUCGCAGGGCCGGACUGGGGAAAAAAUUAGGCCCGGGCAUUUUUCAAUCAGAGCGGCCCCCUAAGAAGGGGGCGGGGCCAGAGAGGGUGUGUUUUGUCAUCACUAAUGACAAGCACGCCUCCUCUCAAAGUGAGCAUGUUGGUUCAAUGCGCAGAGCUGCGCUGAAGAGCUCUGGCAUUAGAAAAAGGCCCUGUAUUUGUUCUGCGCAGCGCAAGCAAAUUUAAUAAUAUGCUUGCGCUGUGUUUGCUUUUAAAUUGUCUCUGGUGUCUCAACAAGUGGGAUACCAGAGGACAAAAGGGACAGGAAAGUGUAUGGUGCAUGUGUUUGGAGCCUGCUUGUGGGAUUGCGUGUGUGUAGAGUGUGGUGUGGUAUUGUGUAAAUAGGUCAAUUUCAUAUGUGUUUGUGGUGUAAUAUGUGUGGCUAGGGGCUGUAGAGAGUGUGUGUAUAGGUGGCAUAGUGUUAUAGGGGAUGUAGCGAGUGUGUGCAUAUGGCUGUAGUGUGUGUGUAUAGGUGACUUAGUGUGUGUAGGGGUUGUAGAGAGGGUGUGUUUAGAGAAUGUUGUAUGUGUUUGCUGACAAGGAAUGUAGUGUGUGUGUAGGUGGUGCAGUGUGUGUGUAGGAGAUCUAGUGUGUAAAGGACCGAGAGUGUGUAUAGGAGAUUGUGUGUGUGUGUGUAUAGAGGAUUAAGAGUGCAUAUAAGGUAAGGGAUCUAGCGUGUAUCUGGAGCGUAAUGUAUGUAGUGCUGUAGUGUGUGUGUGUGUGUGUGUGUGUGUAUAUAUAUAUAUAUAUAUAUAUAUACAUACAUAUAUAUAUUUGGACGUAUUUUAUGUGUGAGGGGCACAGUGUGUGUGUAUGUAAGAGGGGUGCUGUGUGUGAGGGUGUUUUUAUCUGCCGUCACAUUCUAAUUUUCUUUGUCUGUUAACUCACUGAGGGUUAUUUUAUAUAUUAUAUAUAUAUAUAUAUCUGUAAAUAUAUAUAUAUAUAUAUAUAUAUAUAUGUGUGUGUGUGUGUGAGCGAGGGUGCUGUGUGUGAGUGAGGGUGCUCUGUGCCUGAGUGCGCUGUGUGUGUCUGGGUGCGCUGUGUGUGUCUGGGGGUGCUGUGUGUCUGGGGGUGCUGUGUGUCUCUGGGGGUGCUGUGUGUGUCUGGGUUCUGUGUGUCUGGGGGUGCUGUGUGUCUGGGGGUGAUGUGUAUGUCUGAGGGUGCUGUGUGUGAGUGAGGGUGCUGUGUGUGAGUGAGGGUGCUGUGUGCCUGAGUGCGCUGUGUGUGUCUGGGGGUGCUGUGUGUUUCUUCGGGUGCUGUGUGUGUGUCUGGGGGUACUGUGUGUCUAGUGCUGUGUGUGUCUGGGGUGCUGUAUGUCUGGGGUGCUGUGUGUUUCUGGGGGUGCUGUGUGUUUCUUGAGGGUGCUGUGUGUGUCUGGGGGUACUGUGUGUGUCUGGGGGUACUUUUCGUGUGUCGGGGUGCUGUGUGUCUGGGGUGCUGUGUAUGUCUGGGGGUGAUGUGUGUGUCUGGGGUGUGUGUUUCUAAAGGUGGUGUGUCUGGGGUACUGUGUGUGCCUGGGGGCGCUGUGUGGCGUCUGUGGGUGCUGUGUAUGUCUGGGUGCUGUGUGUUUCUGGGGUGCUGUGUGUUUCUGAGGGUGCUGUGUGUGUCUGGGGGUACUGUGUGUGUCGGGGGUGCUGUGUGUCUGGGGGUGCUGUGUGUGUCUGGGGGUGAUGUGUGUGUCUGGGGGUGCUGUGUGUUUCUGGGGGUGAUGUGUGUGUGUGAGUGUGAUUUUUUAAUUUAAAUUAUUUUUUUAUUUUAUUAAUAAUAAUAAUUUUUAAAAAAGUUAUAUCCCCCCCCUCCCUUCUUACCUUUAGCCUGGGAGGGGGGGGGGGACCGUUUUGCCUGGGACGGGGGGGGAGCCGUUCUGCCAGGGAGGAGAGCCAUGCUGCCUGAUCCCUGGUGGUCCUAGUGGUGAGCGUGAACUCUAGCCUGUAGGCUAGAGUUCACUCUCGCGAGAUCUGAGCGUUGCCGCGGUAACCGCGGCAACGCUCAGAAUCCCGCGAGAGGACCCGGCGGAGCUGCUGGAUAGAGCUCCGCGGGUCCUCUCCUCCCUCCCUCACACCCCAGCAAGCGGCCGCCUGGAAGUGUCUCUGGGCCGGUAAAGGGAGAUCUUUGAUCUCCCCACCGGCCCAUGGAGGCACACAGCGGGGCCGGCGCUCGGGUAGCGCUGGCCCUGCAGGAGCCGGCCGGGGAGAUCCUGUGAUCUCCCCUGCCGGCCUCGGCCCCACGGCCAUCGCGGCCCACCGGGCAUUUGCCCGGUAUGCCCGAUGGCCAGUCCGGGCCUGGGUGCUCGUCAAACCAAUGAUAAAGAACUAAUGCAAUUUAGGUAAAGUUAGUAGUUGCAAAAGAGGGAAAAAAUACAUGUACGGUAUACCAGAGGCUGUAAAUUAACCCAGAGUGUCCCUUUAAUAAAGAACGUGGAAAGGAAUAUGUAAUAAGAUAAUUAUACCUCGCCAUUUAUAUGUAGAGAGGGCCCUGGUGUAAAACAUUCUAUUGGUUCUUGCUUUCAAAUCGCUACAUAAUGCUGCUCCCACCUAUCUACCCUUAUACACAAGUAUGUCCCGUCUAGGCCCUUACGAUCUGCUGAAGACUUACGUCUAUCUUCUGUCCGCACUCCCACCUCUGAUGCUCGCCUUCAAGACUUCUCAAGGGCUGCACCGUUUCUAGGGAACUCACUUCCCUCCUCCGUUAGAUGCUCACCCAGUCUCCCCACUCCUUCAAAACAAAUGUUAAAAACCCACUUCUUCAUAAAAGCGUAUCAAUUAAACUGUUACUAGCUCCUGACUGAUUCCUCUUCUGCAACUGUCACUAGUCUAAUACUAUCCUUACCUUUUUGUGUCAUUUUACCCCACUCCCUCUAGCAUGUAAGCUCAUUGAGCAGGGCCCUCAACCCCUCUGUUCCUGUGUGUCCAACUUGUCUGGUUACAACUACAUGUCUGUUCGUCCACCCAUUGUAAAGCGCUGCGGAAUUUGAUGGUGCUAUAUAAAUAACAUAAUAAUAAUAAUAAUAAUAAUAAUAAUAAUAAUAAUAAUAAUAAUUAGCUGUCCUCUAGCACAAGGCUGUCCAAAAAGGGAAUCUCCAUCUGUCUUAAAACUCCCACAAUACUUUUCCAGCUAGGUAUCUACCAUAUUCUUGUUCUUGCAGGGUGUAUAUGUGAGCAUUGUUUGAAUGUCUACAUGUAUUGUAUGGAGUAUGCGUGUGAAUGUAUUGGUGUAUUUAUGCAUAGUGUUGCAUGUACUGUUGCAAUUUCAAAGCGGUGGUAUAUUUGUGUGUAGUGGUUUUGUUUCAAUUCCGGUGCCUUGUUUGUAUGCAGUGUUUGUGUUGGUGUUUGUAGUGUUGGUGUUUGAAUGCUGGUGUAUGUGCACAUUUAUACAUACACAGUCACACACACAUACUGACAAAUACACACACACAUAUACACAUUGACACACACAGGUCAUAAUUUAUGUAUUUUAGCCAUCCUCCUGUUUCCAUGCAAUUCCAAGAAGGAUAUUUUUCCAUUUUUGUGGCAUAUUUGUAAAUGACUACAAUUGAGUUUUUGCCUUUUUUGGAUCAAUAGCAUAAAAUAAUGGGCUUCAAGGUUGAACUUGAAGGACUCUAGUAAUAUGGUGAAUUUUCAGGUGUUGUUCCUUUAAAAGUCAAAUACUUUUCUAUCACAGAGACAUGUUAUGCUAUGUACUGUUAUGUUUAGGAUAUUAUUGACAAUGGAUUAUUAAUUAAAUAUUAAUAAAAAAUAAUGUCCUCCUAAGUUUAUCAUGGAUCCCGGAAUCAACAAUCCUUCCUUUGUCAUUCUUGCCACCAAUGCUUCUACUUUCGUCAAGUCGCUGGAUACAGGUUCCCAUAUUGGUUAUAAGAACCUUUAUUCUGAUUACUAUGUUCAUUUAAAGAUAGCACUUAAUGUUACAUAUAACACACAGACUCCAUAAAUAUUGCAAUAAUCAUGCUUGUUGAACAUGUAUAUUUUAUGUGUGAAUUGCCACUAGUGUGUUUUCACUUUGCACUUUUAUGCAGUAGUGAUUAGCACAUUGCACUUCAUAUAUAAAUAUACAUAAAAGUGCAAAGUGAAAACACACUAGCUGGUAAUUAUAGCUAAUGAUAUACACCAUAUUUUUUUGCUCCAUAAGACGCACCACACCAUAAAAUCCCACCUAGUUUUUAGAGGAGGAAACCCAGAAAAAAAAAUAUUCUGAACAACUGUCCUAUAGCAAGUUUUUAACACUCCCUCCCCUGUCCCAGUGUUCCUCCUACCACCAACACCCCUCUCUCCUGUCACAUAGUGAUCUGUAACCCCCCUCCCCUGUCCCAUAGUGAUCUUUAACCCCCCCUUUCCCAUAGUGAUCUUUAACCACCCCUUCCCCUGUCUCAUAGUGAUCUUUAAGCCCCCCUCCCUUUUCCCAUAGUGAUUUUUAACCACCCCCCAUCUUAUAGUGAUUUUUAACCCCUCCUCCUCAUCCCAUAGUGUUCUUAAGCCCCCCUCGCCUGUCCCAUAGUGUUCUUUAACCUCCCCUCCCCUUGUCCAAUAGUGUUCUCCCCCCCCCUUGUGUUCUCCCUCCCCUCAUCCCAUAGUGUUCUCCCCUGUCCAAGCGUUUCUCCCCCUCCUCUUGUCCCAUACUGUUCUCCCCCCUCCUCUCAUCCCAUAGUGUCCCCCCACCUCCCCUUGUCCCAUAGUUAUCUUCCCUACAGUUACCUGUAUUGUAGUGUGGGCCGGCAGAACACCGCGCACCGUGGUACAGGAACUUAAAUUUCAGUUUCCAGACAUACUGAAAAUAAGUGUGCAUACUGAAUGCGCACUUCUUUUCAUUCUGGCCAGAAACUGAAAUUUGAGUUCCUGUACCGCGGUGCGCGCUGUUCUGCCGGCACACGCUACAAUACAGGUAAGUAAAUUUUCACAUUCGCUCUAUAAGAUGCACAGACAUUUCCCCUUACUUUUGAGGGGGGGGAAAAAGUACAUCUUAUAGAGCGAAAAAUACGGUAUACAGUUUGUAGGUUUAGCACUCCAGCUUCCCAGUCUUAUAGCCCGGAGGUCGACUGCACUGCAUACACCAAAAAAAUAAAUUAGCCAGCACUCUAAGUCUUGUGAAAAAAUAAGAUUUUCUUUAUUGAAUUGAAGAUCCCACAGAAGGUCAACGUUUCAGUUCAUAUUAGAACUUUCAUCAGGACAUAUAUAUAUAUAAUUAGUUAUUGCUUUUGUGUGGGUAAUUCCUCCCUAUCAAUUGUUCUGACUCUACUGAUGGUGUUCUCAGCACUAUUAAUACAUUGUUCACUCUUUCCUGACAUAGGGUGGAUAAAGCCACUUACAGGGUUAUUAGCUAAAUUGAGAAAUAAAAGUGAAUUUGAAAAUGUUUCCAAGUCUGCUACUUUGUCCUUAAACACUUCAAUACAAAAAUAAAUUAGAAACAUUUUUAUUUUCCUGUAUUUUGCAGUAUGAAUCUAGUAUAAAAUAGCCUCAUUCACCCUCAUUUAUACUCUAAUUAUAAUUACCAGCCUGUAGAGGAACAAAUGUUUCUCCCAGAAGCGACUCGUUACUGAUAUAAUACCUGUAAAGUUGCGGAAAAUGUAAGCUCACUCCCUGCUUUUUAAACAGUGCAGUUCAUUUUAAUGGGCCAUAUCAUUCCUACUGUCAGGGAAGGUGAGAGUAGUGAAUGGACUCAUUUUACUGUUAGUAUUACAUUAGCAGUCUAUAGGUUGAAAAAGAUUGCUAUAGAAGUUUUACCUAAUUUUUGUUUUAGAAAUAUAUGAUUUAACUCUGUUUACUGUAUGUAGGCAUUAUGCUCAAAUGCAGACAUUCUAUUUAAAUGUUUUGUAGCCCCAAGAAAAAAGCGCAGCUUAGCAGAGGGGGCCUUGACAGGGCUUGGAGGUGGGCUUAGGUGGAGCAGGGUUGGUCAUUGACAGAUAAGGAUUCUGGGUAGGCUGAUAUAAAUGUCGGCCAUUUUAUAACACCUCAUUACUAAUUGACUUACCAGGCUGAAUUGGUCCCUCCCUCACUUUAGUGUUGGGUUUUAUUUACCCACUUGGUCAGAGCGGCGGGCUAGUGGAAGUAAAGUUAAGGGGGUAACGGGCCUGCUUAAGGAAGUUAGAGCAAGAGUAGUGAGUUGGCUGUUUCAAUAUGGACUGGUUACCUGUUGGUAAGAUGUUGGUGGUUUCAAGCUCGUUGGUAGCUCAGAACCCAGGUGGUGUAAGGGUAUCAAGGUAUACCCCUGUCAGGAUUGUGUGGAAAAUGUUGGAUCUUGUUUUGUUAUACUUAUGGAUUGUUAUACAAUGUUAUAUUAUAUAUAAUGCGUCAUUGCCUUGCGAAUUGAUAUGUGGAAAAGUGAUAAUGAUGGAUGGCUGAGGAUGUGGGGGUGGGCAGCUCCUACAGCCCAUAUGGCGACAAUGCACCUGUCAUGCCAUUUUCUGUAAGUUGUACUCCUAGUAAUGUCUUCAAGGGCCUUACAAAUACGUAUAAGCAAUGUAUUUGACAAUAGUUAUUUAUCAAUUUUUGUCACACUUUCUGUGUGUGCGAAAAAUUGCAUUUUUGCUUUUGUAUUAACAUUUCAGGCCUACUUCUGAGAUAUUUCAAGAUAAAGGACACUGUCUAAAUCUUUUCAUUUCCCAAAUGUAUUUAUAAAGGAUGAACAAAUAAGUGAAAAAUCAAACCGGUAUUGUACAUUUACACAAUUCUAUUUUUGAAGUAGGUCUAUUCACAAAAUUGUUUUGUUGUGAUAUGUUUAUAUGCCAGUUAUGCACCCCUUACUUUAAAUGUUAUGCCAAUAUUUUCUUUUUAAUCAAAAAGUGCUUAGAAGUGAAGGGGUUAAAUAUGAAAUUUACUUUGAAUUUGCACUUUCAUGAAUAACCCGGUUCAUGUUAAAAUAAUGCAAGUUCAUCCUCACUUGGUUGUUCUAAAUAAAUCCAUUUACUGUAGAGUCAUUUUAAUGACUAAUCUUUCUAAAAAUGACACAUAAUACACUUAUGUUAGUCAAGCCAAAACUUCCUUAAUUCUGUGCUUUUACAAUAAACGUUUUGUAUUUUAUUACAGUCAAAUUUCAUGAUAGUAUAUAAAUAGUAUAGUUCUGAAAACUUUUAUUUAUUUAUUUUGCCCACUCCCAAAACAUUAUUGUUCCUUUUUCUGACAUUUAUUUUGGCAAAGGAACCUGAUUCUUACCUCUAAAAAGUUCUUAGUUUUUGGUACUGGAUCUCUUCCCAAUCAUGGAAACGAAUGCUCGCUGCUCAUGCCCAGUAAGCCAAAAGCAAAGUCAAUUGGACUGGGCAUGCGCGGUGCUCGGGGAAGGAAAAAAGGCUGGGUUGCAAGAUUUCAGAGGAAUGACGUGAUGGAAAGGUGAGUAUUUAGACGUGACUUUCCUUAAGCUCCACCCAUUGUCAAGAUUUGUCAACCACUGAAAAAAAUACAUAAAACAAAGUAGCCCUUACUUUGUUUUAUGUUUUGAAAAAUAAAUAGUUCCAGAAAGAAAAACAAAACCAGAAAGAGGAAGAGAAGAGGAAACAAUUGGCGAAAGGUAUGUUUUUGGUCGCAUUGCCUCUUCCAAUGUUCCCUCUAAUGUGAUUAAACCAUUAAAAAAAAAAUAGCAUGCAAAUUACAUUGCGGCACGCUAUUUUGGAGAUCUGUAAAUAUUAAGAAUAUACAAAAACCGUACUCAGCAUUGCUAAGUAUAAGUCUUCACAAUGCAUUUCUCUAAGGAAUUCUCUAUGAAGUUAUUCAGUACUGAAUUGUUCAUCAUGUACAGGACACCAUUAAUCGUAUGGCUACGGCUAUACUGAAGGCAGUUCCCAAAGAGCUUGCUAUCUAUGUAUUUUUUGGGGAUUCCUUCCGUUCAUACCUCAUUUGUCUAGCACUAGCAGAUGGGGAAUAAUUGGGGUCCCUUGAAAAGUCAGGUAGUUUCCAGUGCUGGCAAAGCUCCCCAGAACUUCCUGUAAACUUACGUGCCAAAGCAUCCAUGAGAUAUGUUUACAAUUGCCUAAUAUGUGUGUUUUCAGACUGUUCAGUGUUAUCUCAUGGAAGCAUAAUGAUAAGACAAUGGGUUUAAUGCAUCAUAAAAUAAAGGGAAAUUUCAUAGUUUAGCAAAAUACAAUUAAAUGAUUGUUAUUGUUGAUAGGAGUUUAACAAUUCAGCCCUGCUGAUGAGCCACUGGCGAUUUCUCUGCGAUCACAAUCCCACCACUUCGAUACUAUUCAAAAACCCUUUGUCCAUUUAUUGAAUCAGUGAAAAAUGCCCUAUACCUUAUGUUAAAACUAAAGUUUAAGCAAUCACAAUUCUACAGAACAGCUAUUGAAGCUUUAACCCCUUAAGGACUGAGCCAAAUGUACACGUUGUGAUCAAAACAAAACGUAAACAAAAACUUGAAUUUGCGCUAUAUGUCUGUUCAGGCGUAAUUCACCUCUUUCAUAUUAUGUGCACCCACACUUAUUAUAUAUCAUUUUAUUCAGGGGAAACAGGGCUUUCAUUUGACAUCAAAUAUUUAGGUAUGAAACAUAAUUUAAUAUGAAUACAAAAUGGGAGAAAAUAAUUUUUAAAACUUUUUUAGUUCUACGUGACAUUUUAACUGUGAAUGUCAUAAUACUCUUUGCUUUUACUGCAAUAAAAUACACAUAUUUGUAUUCAGCGAUGUCUCAUGUGUAAAACAGUACCCCCUAUGUACAAGUUUUAUAGUGUUUUGGGAAGUUACGGGGUCAAAUAUAGCAUGUUACAUUUUUUUGUUUUUUCACAUUGAAAUUUGCCGGAUUGGUUAUGUUGCCUUUCAGACCGUAUGGUAGCCCAGGAAUAAGAAUUACCCCCAUGAUGGCAUACUAUUUGCAAAAGUAGACAACCCAAUGUAUUGCAAAUGGGGUAUGUUCAGUCUUUUUUAAUAGCCACUUGGUCACAAACACUGGCCAAAGUUAAUGUUAAUAUUGUUUGUGUGUGAAAAAUGCAAAAACUAAUUUGAAUGCCAAUUUUGGACAGUCUUUGUGACUAAGUGGCUACAAAAGAAGACUGAACAUUUGCAAUACCUUGAGUUGUCUACUAUUGCAAAUGGUACGCCAUCACGGGGGUAAUUUUCAUUCAUGGGCUACCAUACGGUCUCAAAGGCAACAUAACCAACCUGGCGAAUUUCAAUGUGAAAAAACUGAAACGCAAGCCUUAUAUUUGACUCUGUAACUUUUGAAAACACCAUAAAAGCUGUACAUGAGGGAUACUCGGGAGACUUCGCUGAACACAAAUAUUACUGUUUCAAAACAGUAAAACGUAUCACAACAAUUAUAUUGUCCGUGUAAGUGCCAUUUGUGUGUGAAAAAUGCAAAAAUUUCACUUUCACCGACGAUACCGUCGUUGUAAUACAUUUUACUGUUUAGAAACACUAAUAUUUGAGUUCAGUGAAGUCUUCCGAGUAAAACAGUACCCCCCAUGUACAGGUUUUAUGGUGUCUUGGAAAGUUACAGGGUUAAAUAUAGUGCUAGCAAAUUAAAUUCCCUGGACUUUUUGGGUUGUCAGACAGGUCCCGCAAAUUGUAAUUAAUAAAAUGACCUAAUUAUGUAACAUUAUUACAUAAAUAUAUAUGUAGAAUUAUUAUAUAUAUAUAUAUAUAUAUAUAUAUAUAUAUAGAUAUAUACUUGUGUAUAUAUCUAUAUAUAUAUAUAUAAUUUUUGUAAAUUAUUUUUAUUUAUAAAUAGGUAUAUAUAUAGUGAUAUAUACGUAUAUACUUAUGUAUAUAGAUAUAUAUUAUUUCAUUCUACAUUUAUUUUGAUAUAUGUAUAUAUAUUAAUUUUAAAAUACAGUUAGAACGAAAUUACAAAUAUAUUUAAAAAAUUAAAUUUUUAACGUAUUUACCUAUUUAUUUUAUAUUAUAUAAAUAUAUAUAUAAUGAAAAUUAUAUAUAUAUAUAUAUAUAUUUAAUCAGUAUCAUUGUACGUGUAUUUUGAUAUUAAUAUAUUAAUAUAUAUUUAUAAUUAUAUAUAUAUAUAUAUAUAUAUAUAAAUAUUUAAAUACACUUAGACAGUGUAUGUAUAUGUGUAUAUAUAUGCUAAGAUCAUAUAUAUAAUAAAUAUAUAUAUGAUCUAAGUAUAUAUUUUAUUUUAAACUGUUAUUAAAUCUUUUAUUUUACAGUUUUCAGGCACUCCCCCUGCUGGCACUGACAUGGAUGGCUAUGCCGUCCAUGUGAUCGUGAGGUCCUCGCAAGGACCUCGGGAUUACAUGGCCCAGGAGGGCCGAAGAGGAAGUAGGGGGACUCCAUGGGCUCCCAGGUGAGUCCCAACACCGCGAUCGCCGGCGUGGGAUCGCUGACGACUGGAUAUGUACAUAUGAUGGCUUGGGCUUUCUAUGCCGCCCACCAGCAUUUACAGCCGGGUCCCCAAGGACGGCAUAGAAUGCCCACCGUCCUUAAGGGGUUAAAGGGGAACUGUUGCAUCCCAGUAUUUAUAAUAUGAUGUUACUUAUCCCUCUAUUGAACAAAUAUGUAUUUUUGAGUUGUGAAAAAUUAAAUUAAACAUAGAAAUCCCUACAACUGGGUGCUCCAUCUUAGCUCCCUAUCAAUCACUGUUAUAAAGUGUAUCCUAUGUAACUGACAGUCAGUAUAGAUAUUACAUACAGAUAGAGAAAAUAGACUAUUUCAUCAACAACAAAAAAAGGUUAACACGGUACCGGUUACCGUUAAUGGGACCAUUGGACAAAUUCAACAUCUAAACGGAUUUGAAAAAUAAUGAAAAAUAACCUAUACAAAUUAAAAACAUGAACAUAGCAAACACCACACACACUUCCCUUGACUUUAUGAUAGGUACAAACAACAAAACCUAUACACACGGACAGGGCAAACACCACAAACACUUCCCUUGACCUCAUGAUAGGUACAAGCAAUAUGACCUAUACACAUGGACAGAGCAAACACCACAAACACUUCCCUUGACCUCAUGAUAGGUACAAGCAAUAUGAUCUAUACACAUGGACAGGGCAAACACCACAAACACUUCCUUUGACCUUGUGAUAGGUAUAAGCAACUGUUAUUUAUUAAUGUGAGAAUUCAAGGUGAAUUCAAAAUGAAUUUCAAAUUGAAGGCCAAAGCAGCCAUACUGGAAAAAUUUUCAGCUAGGUUAAUUCAGAUAUUUUGGCCUUCGAUUUGAAAUAGAAUUUGAAUUCACACUUAAGAGAUGAACCCUGUCAAUAAUUAUUGCUCAUAUUCAGUUAAAGGGACACUAUAGUCACCCAGACCACUUCAGCUCAAUUAAGUGGUCUGGGUGCCAGGUCCCCCAGGUUUUAACCUUUCAGAUGUUAACAUAGCAGGGUUAAUCCAACCUCUAGUGGCUGUCUGCCUGACAGCCACUAGAGGCGCUUCUGCGACGCUGGAUGCGAAAAUCGCAUCCAGUGUGCAGAAUGUCCAUAGAAAAGCAUUGAGAAAUGUUUUCCUAUGGACUGUUUGAAUGCGUGCACGGCUCUUGCCGCGCAUUCGGCUCCACUCGGGAGCUGACGUCGGCAGGGGAGGAGAGGUCACCAGCACCGAGGGAGCCCGGUGCUGGAUUAAGGUAAGUAGCUGAAGGGGUUUUAACCCCUUCAGCCUAGCGGGAGGGGGACCCAUAGGAUUGUAUAGUGUCAGGAAAACGGGUUUGUUUUUCUGACACUACAGUGAUCCUUUAAAGAAAAAAUAAGCACUGUAAAAAAAACAUAACAAGUUAAAAUAACUACGUAAAAAUUUUGCACAAUGCCUUAAAUGUCUGUUUUCCAAUAGUCUAUGAAUUUUGGGUUGUGAUCUCAUGAAAAACUGUCAUGUGAUUCUGUACAAAAGUCAGAAAAUAUUAUUUAUCAGUUAUUGACUAGUUUAUACUUUACACCAAUAUCAAUAGAUUACCCUUAUUGGAAUGUUUUGUUUUUUUAGACUGAUAAAGCAAAAUAUCAAAAUAAUUUUAUAUAAAAAGAAAAAGGUUUUAUUAAUAUUUGCUUAUAAGAUCUCCCACACUCUGCCUUCCUGCCCCAGCACUAAACAGGAAUUGGCCAAUCUGGUGAAAUGUAGACAGUAAACAGUGUAGACAGGUCCCCAUUCUGAGAUCCAAACCAGACCCACUAUGUCUCCCAUCUUUUCAAGUAAUGCAUAGAGACCAUCAACAUGUAACUUCAGGAUAAGGUUUUGCCCUCUCCUCACUGGACAGGCAUAUAUCAACUCCUGAAACUCUUCCUUCUUGCUUGCUGGAAUCAAUACGUCUAGGAGCUCCUAAUACCAACUUUGCAAGGAUGGUUUUGUCUCACAGGUCCAACUGAAUAAGCUCUUAACACACAGGUCCAACAAGUCUGUCACUUAUACACCACAAGGCUUAGCCUUUAACAUGUUUAUUCUAAACUGAGGUAGUUUGACUACAGUCUGUUCAAAAACACAAGGUCACAAGUUCAAAUUCCACCAGUGUCGAUAAAUAAGUACCAUCAGUUUAUAAUAAUUAAGCUGCCAGUUAAUUCUGAAAUGUGCUUUGAGUAUCACUGGGAGAAAGGUGCUAUAUAAAUACUAUUAUAUGUAAAAACAGAGAACAAAUAUCCAAUUCCAGAAUAUAAUAAAAUAUCUCUUAGUACCUGAGUAGGUAAAUGAGAACAUCAAAAUAUAAAGAAGUGGGUCUGCAACAAUCAGAAUAUUCAAAUAUAUGCAAACUAGACAAGAGUUCAACGUUCUCACUACAAUGUUAGAAAAGAAAGUCUUCAAUGACAGUGACAUUUAUAACAUUCUGUUAUCACCUGUGUCUCAAAUUGCUAUUUUUGAUUUACUGAGCCAACAUGAAUGCAUGGCAUCGAAUGCAUGAAUAAAUGGAUGAAUUAAUGAAUGGCAUAUGUGAAGCAUUUUCUAUUGAUGCAGCCCCCAGACUGCCACAGGAUUUGGUAUUUUAUUGGUGCCCCUUUUUUCCCACCAGGGGACAAUAAAAUGGGAAAGCAUGGCAUGACACUCACAUGUACAGGACACUGUGAAAUGCGCAUCAAUCACACCUCCAGUACUUAGGUCCCUGCUUUCUAAAGAGUGAGAGACAUAUAAAGAGUAGAGAUGAAGCACAGGGAGUUUUCGUUGUAAACACCAUGCAUCUGUUUUUUUUUUUUUAAUGGUUCAUUAUUUGCAUGAUGCUUUGCUAAGUGCAUGGUUUCAUUUUUAGUAUGUCCUUCUGAGAAAACCGUGGGUUGCCUCAUGCUUAUUUACCAAUGGCUGAAGAACACUUGAUUUAGAAUUCUGAGAUAGAUCUAACAUCUAUUCUUAACCCUUUAAGGACACAUGACGUGUGUGACAUGUCAUGAUUCCCUUUUAUUCCAGAAGUUUGGUCCUUAAGGGGUUAAGCACCCACAAAGGUAAAUGCAAAUUUCUACAGCACAUUCUGAUCCCAUUUGAGGUCUGUUAAGUUAUCAAAAGUAGUCAUGAAUUGGGCUAUGAAAAAAAACUACAGAACAUCCUUAUGAGAGCAUUUUGCCCAGAUCAGUUGGAUACCUGCAGGCUAUGAUCCAGUUAAUGUCAUAGGAAUGAGAAGCAUGAAUAAUUAUUUUAUGAUCACUUGUAAUCUUAUCAAACAUAACAAGGCAUACAACUUUAAAGCUGUUCAGUAAAUAGUGAAAGCACAAAAAAAAAAACGAUAUUUGAUUAGGAGCUGAGUUGACUUGAGAAUGCCCCAGUGCAAGCCAUGUUUUAAAUGCUUAAAUCAAAAUCGUGAGAGACACUCCAACAGCCCAGGGUUGCAUUUUUUCAUAUUCUAUUUUUAUUGAAUGUGGUUCACUAGAGUUGUGAAGAAUAUGUUGGAUUUAAGUCAACUUUUGGAAUGUCACACGUAGGUAGAUAAAAUUUUACCUUUCGUUUCUCAUGUAAGAAAUGCACAUAUAGUAUGUGACACCUGUUUUCUUGCACACAAGGGCUUUUGACACACUUGGAAGAACUGCGUACAUAACAAACAUUCCAUGAAGGUACAUAAUCUCUCUUUUUACUCUAAUUUCAGGGGGCGCGCCUUCAUUUUUACAAUCUUUGUAUUCAUUUCCGAGCCAUGUCAUGCUGAACACACCACUUCUGCCAAUGUUGCUAAGCCCUGACUUGCAGAUCCAGGCAGAUAUCGAGGCAGCUACCCAAUCAGAUGAUGAUGGAGACACGUAAGGAUUUAGAAUCAACUACCUUAUUGAUUGUUCCUCUGCUAAUCCAUCCUUACUAGCUGUACCCCAAAUGAUUGUGUCUUUUUCAGCCAUAAAUUGUGCAAUGAACCUCCUUACCAAGCUCUUUACAGAUUUAUUUAUCAGUGCUCAAUCUGAUAUUCUGUUGGCCCAAUUUAAUAAGAAGUCUCUUCACCAGUCUGUGUAUUGUGCAGAAAUAAUGAAAGAUAUAUGUUUAAUGCCACCUAACUAAAAAUAGAAGAAUUUUCUGACUAGGCUGUGUCUCCAGCUCGGCUAGGUCCGAUUAUAACUUAGAAAUUUAGUUCUCAACAUUUCAGCAUUUACAGUGUUAUUUACUAAUUGGUGGGGAUUUAAAAUGUAAGGCCAAAAUAGCCAUUACUCACUUUAGUGAAUAAUCCUGUAAUUGUGCAACUAAGAUUUACACCUGCAUGCACUUCCUCUGAUUUCCUGCACGUAUGAAGCUCUUACUGUCAGGACAUUGGGUAGACACUGCAGAUUAAAUCUUGCCCUUUCCGCUAAAUUUAUUUAAAAAAAAAAAAAGAAAUUUAAUUCCGCAUGUCCGGGAGCUUGAUUUACCUGUUCUAUACCUUCAGGCACAAUGUUGAAAGCCAAAGACAAUUUAAUAGACUGGUGUAGAUCCACUGACUAUUCAAAAUAGAAUUUUACCAACGCAAUGUAGAUUAAAUAAAUAACUGAAGUUGAAGUAGAAGGAUGACAGAUAACAUAUGCAUUAAUAAGAGAUAAGCAUAUCUCAAGAGACACCAACAGUGGAACAAAGUUAAGGAAUGUCCAAAUCCUGGGUAUGCCUUUGGUAGGGAACCAUGCAUGUCAGAGAGCUGUGUUCAGUCACUCUGGUUAGUUUCGUUCUUGUAAUAUAACUGAAGAGGUUAGAUGUUUCUCGGUGAAGAACCCUGCAAACAGAAAUUGUAGGAAAUUCAAAGAGAAUUUACAAUGAAUUAAAAUUGUUACGCCAAAAUAGCUUAUUCUAAAACUUGGAGAAUUAUUUUUCAUUCAGCUAUUAUUCACUUUAAAUUACAGACAAUCCAUGCUAUAGCUCCCAUUUUAUUAAUACAUACUUAAUAUUAAUACUUAAUAAAAUGUACACUUACCUUAAAGGGACACUCUAAGCACUGAAACAACUAACAGGAUUAUUCAGUUAUGUGAAAAUUUUACAUUUUAGAUCAAAAUAGCAACAUUUUAAAAUGUUCUAUGUCAUCUAGGCUUCCAGUUGGCUACCUUGGCCUUCAAUUUGAAUUUGUCUUUAGUGAAUUACCCUGUUAAUCUUAAUGCAGUGAUUUGGGUACAUAGACAAUGCUUUUUUUUUCACACAAUGUGAAACAUUGCUGUUUAUGAGAAACUGUAAUGUUUACAUUUGUCCAAAACAACACCUCUAUUGGCUGCCAGACAGACAUCCACUAGAGGCUCUUCCUCCUUAAGACCUUUGAAAAUCGAAGAUUAUUACAUUCAGUAUAAUCAUUCCCAGCAUGAUUAUGCAAUAUGUUAAUUAUGCUUCUCAUUGGAUUAAGUGCUUCUCUAAGAGAAGCAUCUGACUGCUGGAUCAGUGUUACCACAUGAGUUUAAUUUGACUCAGAGUUUUUAGGUCUCAGAUUUCCUGUACCACACCCACAUGCCAAUUGCCAAUAAAGGCCUGGACGUAAUAUUUUUGAAUAAACUUUGCAAAUGAUUGAAUAUAUAUAAAAAUAUAUAUCCGCUGCCAGGUCCUUGCAGAGUUCUGCCAGCAUUUUUUUGAGCUGAUCCGCUGUGACCGGUUCCCUGGCCAUCUGUGAAUCAAUUUUGCAUCCAGGAGGUCCGUGGCAAAAUCCUCAGAGGAGUAUGAGGAUAGCUCGUCCGUCAGUGCCAUCUUGGCCCAUGCUGCCUGCUGCAUGCUCCUGAGCAUAUCUCCAAUAUCCUUCCCGUGGGGACUCUUUACGGCUUUUGCCUUCUUUGUUUUCCAGCCCAUGAUCUCCUCUCCUGUCGUGGGUAGGUUUUUUUUUUUUGCCUCGGAUUUCGCUCUAUAUUGUUAGAUUGCACGAGUUAGUGUCCGAGUUCCAAGAAGUGCAUCCGCUCCGUUGCCUUGCUUGCUCGGCCCCCCAUAUAGAUAUAUUUUUUAAUGUGACAUAUUUUUUGAUAUUUUAAUAAUUUGAAAUAAUAAUUUGAAAAGCUUAUUCAAAAAUAUUAAAUCAAGGCUAAAAUUAGCACAUCUCACAAUCAGAUUGCCUGUAGAGAAAAGAGCAAUAUCUUUGGCUUGAUUUUAGGGGUGCAUAUAAAAAUACAUACCUCAGAGUAGUAUUGUUUAAAAGAGAAACUGACACUUUCAAGGUUUUUAAAAAAGUUUAAUUAUAUUUAUCCCUGUAUUUAAAAAAAUAAAUAUUUGUGAGAUAUAAAAAUAAAUAAAUUAAAUGCAGAAAUAUGCACUUUUUUUAACCUGCAACUAGGUGUCUCCAUCUUAGCUACCUGUCAGUCAUGUUAGAAGCUCUGUCCUUUCCACUGUCAGUCAGAAUAGAAAACAUGAGGAGAAAUUAAACAAUCUUCUAUUUCUCCUCUUCAUUUACAAAGUUUGCAUUGGCUUUGCCUUAUCUGAACUGGAUUAUGAUGUAAUUUGUUAAGUCAUCUUCUGCAAAAAAAAAAAAGGUUAAUAUAAAUUACAGUUGAUUUUCAUUGUUUUAUAUAAUGUUGUAAAUUCCACAGAAGUGACAGUACCCCUUUAAAACACAGUCAUUAUAUUUGUGUUUUAUAGAAAUCCGUAAACUGUCGGCAGAUCCUUAGUAGCUGUUAAAUUGUUACACUGGAAGAUAAAUAAACAAACAAUUAUUAAUCUAUGUGGUCUUUUUUUUUUUUUACUUUGUAUAUAAUAUAUAUAUAUAAAAGAGAUAUUAUUUUAUAUUAUAUAUAAAAAUGUCUAAAUGGGCAUUAUCUAAAAACAGAGAAAUAUUAUUAAAAUUGCAGUUUUACUAAAUAUAGAAUGAACUAAAACACACCAGAGUGAUUUAAAAAUGGGACCCUUUUGUAGAUAUUGUUUUGUAUGUUAAGAACAAAAAUCAAUAAUCAAUGAUAAUCAUUGUAUUUUGGUGGAAUUAACAUAUUGAUUGCUAUUUUGGUCGGUAUCCUUUUACACGAGUGCAGACACGAAUGGCAAAACAUUUUAUCAUGGAAGCAUUUUAUGUCACUCCACAUGUCACUGUUUUGCCAGACAGUGUAUGUUGUGCUUGCGUGUGUCUGAUAUUUAUUAAAACGCAUGUGAUCUGGAAGCCAGCUGUUAAUGUUGUUACUGGAAGCGAUGGAAGGGAGUAGAGAAAUCACCCAACAUGCCGUAUAGAAACCACGCGUUUUCACCCCACUCCCCACCAACACUCUGCGACCACAGAUUUCCUCCUAGAACCUCUGCAUGCCCCCCUCCCCCAACUUGUUUACACAUUCUGCACUAUAUGACCACAGGAUUCCCCCUUUUCUUCCCAUGUUAAAUACUUAUAUCCUAUCACACAGGCAGUCCUUUUGCUCUCUUACCUCCUUUUCUAUGUACAUUUGGCCUUUGCUCCCACUCCAUCCACACCCUGUUAGUUUUGAAAUUGAUUUCGUCCUGUAUCUGACUAUUUCCUUGUAUUCCAUUGCAAUAUGUAAAUACUUCAACAAUUCCUAACCUUAUUUGUAUGUCAUGUUACUUCCUAGCAUUUCAAAUUCGCUAAGGAAUUAAUUUAUCCUUCCAUCCUUGCUUCCACACACCAGUCUCCUCACCUAUUAUCUGUCUAUCCCUUUGUUUUGUUUGUCUGUGGAGAUACGACUAAACUAACGCAAAAGAUCAACGUAUUUAAUUUGCUCAAAUGUUUUUUCUAAGCAUAUUUGUUGCAGUGCAAGCACACGUGAGUUAAACAGCUGAGGAGCUCUGUGAUUGACCCACAUACACCGCACAUUUUACUGAGAGUAUGAUUGUCCUGGGCACUCUUAGAACCAUUUAUAAAAUUAACAAAUUAUUGGGAGCUUGAUUGCCUGGAAGCUCUGUGAUACCAAAAACACAGCAUAUUACUGUGUGAGUUUUAUUGUUAUGGAGCGGUGGAAUAAACUAUAGAGGAAGGACACCAGGGUAAAAACAACAAACUUGGGCUAGACUUGGAGAGCAGUAUGUUGAAAUUGGAUGAUAUGUCAAAAUUGUAGUGUUCUUCUCCAAGAGGAGGAAUCUAUUAUAUGAAAGAACGUUACCAGAAGUUGCCUAGACCUUUAAUACAGACGACUCAAUGUUGCAUGACAAUGAAUUGAACAAAUGAGGAUAAAUUUGUAGAAUCCAGGAUUAUCAGUCGUUAUUCUCUCUGUCUUCAUUGCUUCUCUCUUCUCCUCCACCCACAAGGCUGUUUAGUUUCACUUUAUAGUAAGAGCUGUAUUUUCUGUGAAAUCCCUUAAACUUCCUAAAACUGACGCACAUGUAACCAUUUCCCCCUCCCCUCUGCUCUCUUCUCUUAAACUAAUAACGUUUAACAGCUCUUUCUGUUGGGUUCAACUAGGUGCAUGCAUAGCUCAGGUCAACCACCUAUAUGCACGUAAAUCACAUGCUUUGUGUGCAUUUAAUCUGUUCUGUUCUCACCCCAAAACAAACAGUGAUAAAGCAGGGCUCAGUUAUAAAGGUCAAAUAUGGGAAAACAUUCUAAUAUCACCACGGAAACAAACACAAAUAAAAUUACCUCUCUUUAUGAUUCCACCUUCAGAUAGAGGAUCUGCAAAUAGGAGUGGGACAAAAUCCCUCCUGAGAUGUGUGCAAACCUGCUGGCCAACUACAAGAAGACCUCUGUGAUUGCCAACAAGGGUUUGGCCACCGAGUACUAAGUCAAAGGGGUCAAAUACUUAUUUCACUCAUUGACAUGCAAAUCAAUUUUUAACUUUUUUGAAAUGCAUUUUUCUGGAUUUAUUUUUUGUUAUUCUGUCUCUCUCUGUUAAAAUAUACUUCCCAUUAAAAUUAUAGGCUGAUCAUUUCUCUGUCAGUGUACAAAGUUCAAAAUCAGCAGGGGAUCAAAUACUUUUUUCCCCUCACUGUAUAUUUUUCUGUUUUAUCCAGUCCAAUGCCUCUUAGUUUGUAUCUUCACUUUUUUUUUUUUUUAAAUACCUAAUUUUGGAAUAACUUUAGUUUUGGCUUUUGUUAGUUAUUUUAUAUCUUGACUCCACAUCUCCUUUCUCUUCCAUUCACAGUUAUGUAAUCUCACCAAUUAAACCUCCAGUUCAACACAUCUUAAUAAUAUCCUCCUGAGACCCAUCCUAUUAACUAACUUGUGUCCUCUGUACUGGACAUUUCAUUCGCAUGCAUCUCCUUUUUUUCUUUUGAGCUACUCUAUCAACCCCUGCUUUAUUGUAAAGUGGACAUCCUGGGCUUUCCAGUGAUCAUGUUAUGUGAUAGGCUGGGAUGCUGGGAACCUCCUAGAUAGGAAAUCACAAAAAAACAAACAAAUUUGAAGACAUUUUUUUCCUCGGGUCCCAGGAGGAUAUAUAAUAUAAACUAAAACCAAAAAUCUCCUUUUGGGAGAAUGUGUGCUACAACAGAUGUGUUAGUGGUGAAAAUUGUGAAUAGCUGAUCUGUACACUAAUGUGGAUUACCCUUUAUUCCACAUGCAAUUAAUAUAGAAGAAAAAAAAAAAGAGUAUGGUAUACAAUUAAUAUAUACCUCAUAUGAAGUGCUAUAAAUGUUGAGGAAUUUUAUCACAUGACAGGAGGCUUCGUAUUUUGCAUAAUCUUUCUUUACUAACUCCAUAGCAGCAAAGAAAAGAGUGACAUAACUGAGAACCAAUCACAAUGCAGUAUAGAGUAUAAGAGGUGUAACGUAUGACAUCAUUUCCUCUUUCUUUGCUGCUCCAUCACAAGAUAAGUACAGACUUGGUUUUCCUCUCUGUCCUUACACUAUUUGUCAUCUAUAUUUAAGAACUACUGUCUAAUUUUUCUAUUUCUAUUACAUUUAUUCAUUAUGUUAUUUUAGUACUUCUGUAUUGUUACCUUUGGGGGCUUCCCCCCACCCCUCUAGCUCUGGGACCUUUUCCACUGCUUUUAUUUGGCUUACCCCCUUUCAGGGAGUCUUAACGGCAUUUUCGCCGUUUUCACCUAUACUUCCUAGUGUCAGUUAAAUUUGCGGGUUUCUUUCCCGCCUUAUCGUCAUUCGCACGUUUUUUCGCGAACGGCACUUCUGUUCGCAUAGACUUGUUCCCUUUGCGAACGCCUAGCGUUCGGCAAAUUCCCGCGAACGUCUCUUAUUAGGCGCUUGCAUUCGUGCGUAUUAGCAGAACGCUUCCGUUCGGCUGAUUCGUAAGCGCGAACGCCCGCCGUUCGGGUAAUUUUUGCCGCUCAAAACAUCUAGGGGAGGUACUAAAACCUCCCAUUUCCUUCUGCUUUCAGUCCGGCGGCCAUUUUAAACGGCUACUACUAUCCUGCUUACUACUUCAGCCUAUUAUUACUGCACAAAUACUCUGGAAUACUCUUUGAACUCUGCAGCCUUAUCAGCUCACUGUGGGACCAGUAUCAGGUUAGUGCUUUGCACUUGGGGUCGGUUUCAGCCAGUGGGAAUACCCUUAUUCUGGCAGGGGUGAGCCCCCUUUCAUGUGCUGCUGAAAGGACCUGUUUAUGCAGGAUUCCAAAUUCCUGGGUGAGCCCCAGCGACAGCCCUCGCUUGACUACCAGUCGCAUAGCGCUUUCAGGUUAACCACUACCUAUUCUACACCACCCCCUGGUCCCCAGGCCUCCCCAUUUUGUGCCACAAGUACCACAAGUGCCCUCACGCAUAUUCACCGGGUGAGCCCCGAGUGUGAUUAACAACAUGGAAGAAUCCCAAAAUCCCUCAGAUCUCCAGGCCAUGAUUGCAGCAGCGGUUGCUGCAUCCAUGGAAAAAGCUUUGGCUAAGUCGUUCCAAUUGGAACAAGACGCAUCUAAGCCCAUUCCCAAACGGGCUCAUUAUGGGGCGGAUUCGGAAGACUCCGAUUCCUCCAGGGAACGCUCCCACCCCCCUAAGCGCCAUUGGAAAGGCGAGGCUAUGGGACCACGUAAAUCCAAAGGAAAGGCCCCUGCUAAACGCAGACGAGACACAAGCAAAUCAUCACAAAAACCCGCUCAGGUUUCCUCUGGGGAAGAGGACGCAGGUCCCUCACACGCGUUAGCCGUGGUUGACGAAUGGCAGGCGGCAGCCUCCGACCAAGAGGAAUCCGACUACUCCGCUGCCAAAUCGGACCCUUACUUUAUAGGGGAACAGACCCUGGGUGAGCCCCAGGACUCCGGGACCACAUCCCUAGACAUCCCACAAGAGGGUUCAGAAAUAUUUUUGGACAAUUCUGGCCUCCGAAUGUUCGAUCCUAGGAACAUUCGCCAUCCCCGUUCGGAAGAAUGGACACCACCCGAACACUUGACCAGAUUCAUGCACUUCUGGCUCCGGAAGUCUCUGGACAAAGAAGUGAGAAAGCGUAUGAGAUCUGAAUGUCCUCGCCCGAGCCUACCAGAUAAGGUAGCACACACCCCCGAAUUCGACCCGCUUAUGACCACAUUCAUGUCCCGCGGGGGUCGGGACCCACGCAAGGGUGUGGAACGUGGUUUCAAGGGAGCUCAGGACAAACUAUUAGAUGCCAUCGGGCCUUUGGCGAGGAUCAUGGAUAUGGCAGAUGAUGCCUAUGAAAGGGCUGAUGACUUCUCCCCAGAUAUGGUGCGUGAGUGGGCACGAGAUACCCGAGAGUGGGCACAAAGGUGCUUCUGUUUCCUCGGGAACACUAAUGUGGCCCUCUCUUCGGAGAGGCGCCGAGCAGCACUUUUCAGAAUCGAUGACAAGCUUGUCGAACUGGGGGAUAAAGAAUUAGGCCCUUUGGCACAGGGCAAACUGUUUGGCGAGGCCUUCCUUACUGAGCUUAAUAAGAGGGUCAACAUAUUCACUUCCCUCAAUAAGGCACAAACAUCAAUGCGGAAAGUGUUCCGCGGCCACAACACCCGUGGUGUUUUUGGGAGGGCUGGUCGGCAGAGGGGCCGUGCCACCAGCCGCUUCUGGCCAUCCGGCCCCCGCACAACCAGGUCGCAACCAUUCUACACAGAUCCAUCUGCACGCCAUCGAUUCCAUCAGUUCAGGGGAUCGGAACGUGGCCGUGGCGGCCGAGGACGCUCCCGAGCGAGAUUCUCCAACGGUAAGUUACCAUUCUAUACUGCCUCUAACCCCUUGCCAUAUCGCAGGUCGUGUUUCUCUUUUUUUCCAGAAUUGGGCAGACCUCUCCUCCGACACAUGGAUACUUCGGACGGUGCGGGGCUAUCAAAUAGAAUUCGAGACGAGGCCACUCCAACAGGCACCACCUCGCCCGAUUCAGUUUUCACGGGCAGACGCUUCUUUGAUAGACAUGGAACUUCAGGACUUACACGCCAAGGGUGCCAUCCAACCAGCGCCGGACUCAACCGGGUUCUACAGCAAUAUCUUCCUAGUCAGGAAGAAAACUGGGGAAUUCCGUCCCGUCAUCAACCUCAAGGAGCUCAAUUCCUAUGUGGUGUACCGCCACUUCAAAAUGGAGGGUAUCCAUCUUCUCCGGGACCUACUGCGAGACAACGAUUGGUUCACGCGUCUAGACCUAAAGGACGCAUACCUUACCAUACCGGUGCACGAAAGGAGCCGCUCAUACCUCCGCUUCUACUGGCACGGGACACCUUGGCAAUUCACCUGUCUCCCGUUCGGCCUCAGUUCGGCCCCAUGGUGUUUCACCAAAAUGAUGAAGCCGGUAAUGGCGAGACUAAGGGCCCACGGCAUAAGAUGCAUCGUCUACCUCGACGACAUCUUGAUAUUCGACGAGGAUGCAAGGACCCUAAAGAGACAUACAGACUACGCUGUACACCUCCUCGACUCACUGGGUUUCGUUAUCAACGGCCCCAAGUCAUCACUGACUCCUGCUCAGUCGAUCGAAUUCCUUGGGUUCGAGAUAGACUCAAUAUCGUGCACGCUACGCCUCCCGGCCGCAAAAAUUGCCACCAUCCGCAGAGAAAUUCGGAAGGUACUUCGACUGACAUCCAUACCUUUACGUCUACUAGCACGAAUAGUGGGCCUGCUCUCGUCAUCCAUCCAGGCCAUCUUUCCUGGACCCCUGCAUUACAGAGCCAUGCAACGCCUCAAGACAAAGUUCCUUCGCAAAGACCCAACAUACGACCAACCGGUCCCCAUGUCGGACGAAGUUCGGGAGGAACUGCACUGGUGGCUGAACUGCAUGCAGGCUUGGAAUGGCCGGGCGAUAUUCGGAAAUCAACCAGACUUCAUAUUGGAGUCAGACGCCAGCCGCUCAGGUUGGGGAGCAACAGACGGCACCUCCUCCACGGGGGGAGUGUGGACUCCCCAAGAACUUUCGAUGCACAUCAACUGUUUGGAGCUCCUGGCGGGAUCGUUCGCCAUUCGCAGUCUGGCAAAAGAACGAUCCAACUGCUGCAUCCUUCUCCGGAUGGACAACGUCUCGGCGGUAAGAUACAUCAACCGACUCGGAGGCACCCGCUCCCAAGCAUUAGUAGAACUCACGAAGGAAAUCUUCGAUUAUUGUCUGCCUCGCAACAUCACGCUAUUGGCGGAACACUUACCAGGAGAGACCAACACGACAGCAGAUUGGUACUCACGCCACUGGAGGGACGCCAGCGACUGGCAACUAGACCCUCGCGUUUUCACGAUGCUAGAUACACAGAGGGGCCCCUUCUCCCUGGACUUAUUCGCCUCCCGCAACAACCGUCAGACGAAGGACUUCUUCAGUUGGCUCCCAGAUCCGGAGAGUCUAGCAACCGACGCGUUUCUGCAACAAUGGCCACAACACGGGGCUUACGCCUUCCCUCCAUUCUCGAUGAUUACGAGGGUUCUCCACCGAAUCCGCAGGCAGAGGGUGAUACUGACCCUCAUCACACCUCUAUGGCAAAGCCAACCAUGGUUCCCGGAUCUUCUGGAACUAUCGAACAAGGAUCCCCUCCUCUUACCAGAUACUCCAUCCAUUCUCAGGAACCCGAUGGGACUUCCCCAUCCGCUGGUCCAGGAGGGCCGACUGCCCCUGGUGGCUUGGACUCUUUCAGGGGUUCCUGGCGAACCGAGGAUUUAUCGCAGGAAACUAGAGAGCUCCUAUGGGACUCAUGGGCGCCAGGAACAAGGAGGUGCUACUUAUCAGCAUGGCACUGCUGGACCACUUGGUGUCUGGGACGGGAUCUCAAUCCCUUUACGGCACCUAUUCCCUCCAUCAUGAAUUUCCUCACCUCUCUGUUCACAACCGGGAAGUCAUACCGGUCCAUCAACGUGAUACGUUCAGCCAUCUCAGCGGCUCAUACGCCGAUUCAAGGGACACCAGUGGGCCAGAACCCACUCAUCUGUAGACUCCUCCGUGGCAUGCGCCUUCGGCGCCCCCCGGAACCCAAAUACUCGAGACUCUGGGACGUUGGCAUAGUCUUACAGUUUUUACGGGACUGGCCCCCUAAUGAGAACUUGUCACUCCGCCAGCUUACGGCAAAGUUCACCUUCCUACUCUGCCUAGUCUCCUUUCGUCGGGUGUCCGAUGUACGCGCUUUCGAUGCCGACGCAUUUACCUUCUGCCCAGCGGGAGUAACCUUCCAGAUCUCUAGACGCACGAAAUCUGACUCUUCCUCUGUUUUUUACCCCUUUUUUCCCUCAGACCCACAACUCUGUGUGGUCUCUACUCUUCGUCGAUAUGUGGAAGCCACCGCGACGUUGCGGCCUACUUCCAAUCGCCAACUUCUCAUCUCUUACGUCCGCCCCUACGCUCCAGUCUCGGUUACUACGUUGGCCAGAUGGGUUAGAUGGCUAUUAGCCCUCGCCGGGAUAGACCAGGCUUUUGGUGCACACUCAGUCCGAGGGGCCGCGGCCUCCUCUGCCUACGCAGCGGGGGCCUCCCUUCCAGAUAUUUUACGAGCGGCGGACUGGACCAGAGAAUCCACCUUUAGGACGUUCUAUUUCCGUCCUCCAUCUAACCCAGCUUUUGCUCUACUUACUCAGCGUUGAAAUUGCAAAAUACGAAGCCUCCUGUCAUGUGAUAAAAUUGAAGAUUAUGCUAGCUUCAGUGUACAGAUAAUCUUAAUUUUAAUAAUGACAGGAGGCGAGUAUUUUCCCACCCUGCUCUCUUUCGCUCUUCCCCACCUCUGUCUUCAUGUAUAUUUCUAUCUCUUUAUUCACAUGUUUUUGUGCUAAAUGCCUAAGUUGUCUUCUUACGAUUAAUACAGAUAUUUCAUAUGGGUGGGAUGGCUUAGGUAGCAUCAAUAGAUGGGUGGAAUGUAUUCGCUCUAUUGCAGUAUGAUGGUUACUUAAUCAUAAGGGAUAGACAUCUUGUUGUUUUACACAACCAUCUCCGGAAUCUAAUACCCUUUUACAUUCUCGUUUCAGUUUAACCAGAUGAAUCAGGACACUGCAGACUUCCUUCAAGAUAUCAUCAUCAUCUUGUCAUGGAAGUUCGUCACUUGACACCAAGAACUCGUCCCUGUCAAGAAUUCUUCAUACGUUUAUGUUCUAUUUUCAUGUUAUACGUUAUCUUUAUUGUUUCUGCAUUGUGAUCUUGUGAUGUCGCAUGCUUUAAAGAGGAAAUGAUGUCAUACGUUACACCUCUUAUACUCUAUACUGCAUUGUGAUUGGUUCUCAGUUAUGUCACUCUUUUCUUUGCUGCUAUGGAGUUAGUAAAGAAAGAUUAUGCAAAAUACUCGCCUCCUGUCAUUAUUAAAAUUAAGAUUAUCUGUACACUGAAGCUAGCAUAAUCUUCAAUUACUUCACAGAAUAUCGAUUGGAUUGUAUACGUCGCAUCCAAAUAUGAAAAAUAAAAAUAUAUAAUAUAGUGCAGAUUGUAGAACACUUGUGCAAUUUAGGUGAGGUAGAUAAAUAGUUCACUCACAUUUUCAAGAGCCUAUAUUAUUGGCUCUGUAAACUGGACUGGUAUGCUUUUUAGGGCAGCAUCCCACCACUAUUUCUUGUUGAAAUUUCUCUCCGGGAAGGUAAAAACAAUCGAAACAUCCAAUGUGUAAUAUAGUUGAUUCAAAGAUAUUUUAAAUAAAAUGUAAAUAGGUAUUAUGCACACUUCAUAUCUCCAUGUGUUCCCCAAGCAAGGAACAGGAACAAACAAAAGAAAAGUUGGUGCACAAUAUAGUCUUGUCUCCCUAACUACUAAACACCUCAACUCAAUUUUUCUUCUCUUUGAGCAGAGCACUGCACAUUGCCGUAGUACAUGGAAACAUUCAAGCUGCCCAGUGGGUGAUUUAUCUUCUCCAUCAGGGGCAUAAAAACAUGGACCCCGUCAACAAUCUAAGGCAGGUAAGUGAGUGAUCUGCUAUAAUAGAUACCUUUAUUCAAAGAUUUAUGGCUCCUAAUUCAAGAAGCUUCCAAUGCAAAAAAAUAAAAAUAAAAAAUCUACUAGGCAAAACAUACUACUUCCAUCUACAUCUCAUAAAGGUUGACCAUACAUCUCAUAAAGGUUGACAAAUACGUUUCUCAGGUUCUCUGAUUGCAAUGUAAUAUAAGGCAAAUCAACAUAUACAAAUCUGUUUGAUUGUAAACUACCUUUUUUUGUAAAUACUAAAGUUACCAAAAAUUCUACAACUCAUGGGGUGGCCUGGCGGAGAGAGACAACUGAUAGAAAUGACAUAGAGAUAGAUAGAGACAGAAGGACGGGGUCAGUAGCAAACUAUAAUGUCUAAUAGUGAGGGCUGGCAAUAUUACAUAAAGGCAGUUGGAGGGACUGAGACAAAUAGUUAUUCACUGAAGUUAGAAUAGCUGGGAAAUGGAAAUGAAAGACACAUUGGGAGACUGGAACAAGUGGAAAACACACUGAGAUACUGACCUGGAAAUGGGAUGGAACAAAAACUAAGAGGCAGACAUGGACUUAAGGUCAAGAACUUGGACUGAGAAUGGCCAGUGAGAGAGACAAAUAAGCUAGAAAAAGACAGAAAUAGCAUGGCACUAUGACUAAAGCAAGGAUAUCAGAGGUUUUCAGUGUUUUCCAGCUUAUCUCAGUCUGUCAGCGUACAUGUCUUAUUCCAUUGUAUCAUCUUAUUCCUGUCUAUCUCUGGGCUGAUCAUUCAUGUGAUUGUGUGUAUAUAUAUAUAUAUAUAUAUAUAUAUCAUUUGUAUAUAAUUUUUUAUUCACGUUGCCUUCAAGUCUCAGUGCAUGCUUUUAUCUAAAAUUACAACCUCUGCAGCAAUGGAGAUUAACACCAGUGAUAUGUAUGGUAAACAGAGUUAUCGCUUUCAUUUCUCUUAUUUAUUUAAAACAUCCAUUUCCAGUAACUGAAAAAGUACACAAUUUAGACGCAGUUAUACAAAGACUUUGCCGGUAACUACACCCAAGGUAGUUUAUAUCCCACAAUUACACAAAAAGUUCCAUUAUCUAACAUUGAUUUGUUUCUAGCUAAAAAUUAACUUCCAAAAUGCAAGCUAAUAUAGCCUAACUGGGAAUGUUUUUCUAAAGCAGAUAUUUUGGAUAAAAUUUUGCAUUUCUGUUUUGUAUUUUAUGCGUUUCACUGUUUAACCCCUUAACUCCUUAAGGACACAUGACAUGUGUGACAUAUCAUGAUUCCCUUUUAUUCCAGAAGUUUGGUCCUUAAGGGGUUAAGGACCAAACUUCUGGAAUAAAAGGGAAUCAUGACAUGUCACACAUGUCAUGUGUCCUUAAGGGGUUAAAUAAAUUAACCCAAAAGGAUACUACUUUAGCAUGGGAUAUUUGCUGUGUUUCUCUGUGUCGUCUAGUAGAAAUCAAACAGACACUCUCACAAGGAUAGGAGUAAAUCAGACUUAUCACUCAUCAAGAAUAUUCUCCUCCUUAUAAUCUUCAGCCUCUUCUAAGUUAUGUAGAACUCAUAAAGGUAAAAGGAAAAUAAACAAAAUAGUUUAGUAGACACUAGUAGUAGACACUAGUUCAUUUACACCAUAUUCUAGACACGCAUUCACUAAUAUAAAACUUUUGUGGGAUCAUCAUGGGAUCAUUAUGCAACAGAUAUCUAUAAUUAUAGGAUUCUAGAAUUGCUUUAUGUCUUAUUUAAUCACUCCUGUGAAACCUUCCCCAUGAGUCUAAUUAUGUGCCACGAUUAAAGCUGUGGGUGUCAUAUUUUAGCUAUGAAUUAUUAUUACUAUAUUAUUAUAUGGUAUUUAUAUAUCACCAACAUACUCCACAGCACUUUACAUUGAUAGAAAGGGAAGAUUCUCUUUUCUUUCACACCUCUGCUAAAGCGAUAUUACGUUCAUAUUUUUGUUAUUGUCAAGGCUUGGAGCUGUAUAGAGAGGCAAGCCUUCAGGGUUGUUUCAUAUUGAUGCAGAGCCCAGUUCAUAUAGCAGGGCUGAUUCAUAUAAGGGGAAUUUGUCCCUAUAGGACGUACGUAUUUGAUUUGUCAAUGGAUUGAAGUUUUAACUGGAGCCGCAGGGUGAUUUAUUGCAGUUUCGAGGUGAGGUCUACCACGGAGAAAUUACAUUUUUACAUUGACACAGUUUAUUUUCUGUUAGUUUUGUCACAGAGUGCUUGUACUAUGUAGAUAUUACAUUUUUACUUUGACAUAGUUUAUUAUUUUCUGUUGUUGCGAAAAGAAAGGGUUACGCCAUAUGAGCCUCCGUGUCUUGACAUAAAAUGAUAUACUGCUAACAUAAGUUAUUCAAGGAGCACUAUAGCGUUAAGAAUACAAAAGUGCUAUAGUAGUCCUAUUCCUACUCUCAUUCAUGCCCCUCUGGAGCAUUAACAUUUUAAAAACUUUAAGAUUUCCCACGCGCUGCUUACCUCCCUGCCUUCUGCGCCGAUGUCUGAACCAAUGCUCAUAGAGGAGCAUUGGGGACCUAAAGCACAUGUGUCUCUAGUGUUAGAUGCACAUUCAAAAUUCCCCAUAGGAAAGCAUUAAAUUACUUUACUCGGUCCGUUUUACUCGGUCCGUGCCGCAAACGUGCCUCUACAGGUGGACUUAACCCUGUACUGUAAACAUUGCACUUUCAAAAACAAAAAACCCCUGCAAUGUUUUACAUUGCAAGGUUAAAAGGACAGGGACACUUCACCCAGACCAUUUCAUUGAGAUGAAGUGGUUUGGGUGACUACAGUGUCCCUUUAAUAGCGAUUCAUUCUAUAGUUCUCCAGUUUAGAUCUCUAAAUGCUGUAUAUACAAUCAUGGGGAAAAUCCUAUGGUUUCUAAACAAAGGCUCCCUUCAGUUUUCAAAGUAAUGAUGCCAGGGUUAUUCACUAAAAUGAGACUUGUUGGUAAUUCAUGGAAAAUUCAAGCAAAUUUCAAAUUUAAGACAAGAAUAGUCGAACGUCCGUUAUGCAUUCAGUUCAGCUACAUUGGUUUUAAAUUUUAAAUGCACUCUGAAGUCACUUUGAGUUCUUGUGAAUUAUCCCUUUAAUAAAUAACUCCAUAGUCUUUAAUAGAUAACCACUGCAAAUAUGGCUAUAUCUCUUCAUAGGAUAUCCCCAUGAUAUCGCCUGUUAUUGAUUGCCCUUCUAAUAUUCUGAUAUUGGUGCAGUUAAUGACCUCUAUGUGCGCAAACUCCCCACCCCCACCCCUGUUGUUUUAACCCUGCAGGCUGCAGCUAAAAAUAUUGUAAUUCUGCAGGUACAGCCAUCAUUUCAUUGCAUUGUUAGCUGCCUCUAGUGGUGGUCACACUGGGAACCACUAGAGGCAAUUUUCAGCCAAAAUUGUGAAGUAAAACACUAUGGGAGAGUAUUGGAUUGGCUGAGAUAAUUCAUUGUGAUGAUGUCAGACAAAGAGGCAGAGUGGAACGCAGGAAACAUGUGUGACAUGUCAUGAUUCCCUUUUAUUCCAGAAGUUUAGUCCUUAAGGGGUUAAAAAGCUUGUUUUAAAACUGAAGGGCAUAUUUGUAUACAUUUCUGCUUACAGUGUUACUUUUUGAUCAGUCCAGCAGUUUACAUAACAGAAAAUAAAUUACAACAGCAGGUUUCAUUCAGCCAUAAACAGCUCUUCUCAAUUAUCAUACUGUUACUUUUAAAGGGACAGGCCAGACCCAUACAGAACUACAGCUUGUUGAAUAGCUUUAUGUGUGAAGAGUGUGUCCUCUUCUUUCAUUUUGCAAAAACUGCAGAUUUCAUUUCAGAUGUACCCCGAAUGAAAGAAUACAUUAUUAAAUGCACACAUGUUUUAUUUGGGGUAUAUCAACUAAACAGUGAUUUUCAUUGUAUUGUUUUAUUUGGGCUUUGGAGUGGCUCUUAAAGGGGAACUAUCCCAUUGCACAGUGCUACGGAAUGUGAUGGCACUAUAUAAAUAAUAAAAUAAUAUUAAUAACUAUGACUUCUCUGGUAUUUACACCUUUGAAUAAAACACUGAAAAUCUCCAAUAACUCAUUCUUACCUUUUUUCACACGAUGCUUCACUUUUUUUCAAAUUUAUGUUUGAGUUGCAAAAGGAUAUAACAAACCAGUUUUGACAAGGUAAAGCCAAAGAAACAAUGCAAAUAAAAUGAGAGACAAAAAAAAACAAGUUUAAUUUCUCCUCUUCAUCGGAUACUUUCCCCUGAGCUGACUGCCAGGUGUAAAGGACAGUUUUAAUAACAAUGAUUGUGAUGGAGCUAGGAUGGAGGCAUCUAUUAGCAACGUGAAGUGCUGCGGAUUUCUGCAUUUAAAUUUUAUUUUUCACAUCUUGCAAAUAUGUAUUUGUUAACUCUAGGGAUAACUAAACAUAAAAGUGACAGUCCCCAUUGAAACCCCUUGUAGUAUUCUCUGUGGUUGCUAGAGAAGAAUGUUAUACAAAGUUUAUAGCAGAAUGCAAACCUGGUAUCUUUUAGGAACAUGAAUUUGAAAUACCCAUUUGUAUCUGUUUUUUUUGUGAUCAAAAUAAUGAAAUCAAGUGGGGGCUCGUUGUUGCCAGAGAGAGAAAAAAAGCAUGUGAGGCCACAUUUUAAAGCAUUGAUUACUUCUAAUGCUUCAUAAAAUAUCUUGUUAAAACUCCAAAUAUUGUCAUAUAUUUGUUCUGCCAGGUGUAAAAUCUCUUUAUAAUUAAUUUCAUGACUUCAUAUAUUAACUUUUAACCACUUACAGCUAUGCAGACUAAUCCCAGAGAGUUAACUUCUACUCCCAUGAAUCACCGCCAGCCAAAAACUAGCUAGCGGCCAUCAAACAGCAGGGCUUAUAAACACACUGCAUGUAUAACUAUGUAAAACCGUUUACUAUAUCUAUUUUUGUAGAGCUCCCCCCACUCUUGCGUUUGCAUUUACGGUCACAUUUUUUGCUGGAAGUCAUGUGACUAGGGAUUUCCCCUUUGUUCUGAUCCGUGUACUUCCUCCUGACCCCUCCUUUAUCAGGGCUAAAACGUAAUUGUGCUGAGAUCCUGUAACACACAAAAACCACAUGUCUGCAAAGUGAACAUACAAAAAUAUACAUUGUUUUCACAAGCCGAUCAGAGAACCUGGGCCCGGUGGCAAAGUGAAAAACUGGGUCACCUCCACCGAAGUCACCUCUAAAACUAAUAAAGAUGUACUUAGAUAUCAAAUCCUGUAGUAUAUGAAAACGUAAUUGUAUAUGAAAAACGUGAGUAGAGCAAGGGGCAGAACCGGCAUGCCGUCUGUUUAGUAGUGAGUCAGUAGUGCUUGAUUUAAAGAAAUUGAAGUUGUUAUGGUGCCUGAAGUCGCAGGCGAUGUGUCCUGAAUGUUAGAUGUUUAGCAGAGAUUCUCAGUCUCCAGCAGCCUGGAGCCUGGUCGACAAUGACAAUAUUGCAAAGGCAUAGUAAUGCUGCACUUCACACUUAUGAUCAGUUAAAGGCUGAGAGCAUCAGCCUAUCACUGCCCUAUCCCUGGUAUGAAUUGGUAUGGUGUGAGGCAAAGCAUAACUCUGCCUUUGCCAUAUCAAAUUUAGGGGUCAGGCUGCAAGCUGCUGAAAACCGAGCAUCUCCAUUUUUAAUUGGUGAGCAAACUGCAGCACCAAGUGCCUGUCCGCUCCAGGCAACAUAACCACUUAAAUCCACUGUAGUGGUUAUGGUGUCUACAGUGUAAUUCAAAUUAAAGCUUACACAUUUGAAUGAUCACCCUGUAAAAUAGGGACGUUUAAACAGCUCCAUUUUAAAGGGAUCCUAUAGUGCCAGGAAAACAAUCCCGUUUUCCUGGCACUAUGAUCUCUUGGAGUGCCCCACUCCUUCGGGGGCCCCUCCCUCAGCGCCCUUCAGCCACUAACCUUAAUCCAGCGCUGGUGAUUUCUCCUCCCCCGCCGAUGUCAGUUUCUGAGUGGAGCCAAAUGCACAUGCGCGACCAGAGGCGCGGGCAUUAAAACCCGCCCAUAGGAAAGCAUUACUCAAUUCUUUCCUAUCAGGAUCUUUUUUUACUCUGGAGGUCCGCGAGGACUUCCAGUAUCAAAUAAGUGUGAUUUACUCAGUGUAAAUCGCGGAAGCGCCACUAGUGGCUGUCAGGAAGACAGCCACUGGGGGCUGGAUUAACCCUGCAGUGUAAACAUAGCAGUUUCUCUAAAACUGCUAUGUUUUCAGCUGCAGGGUUAAAACUUGGGGGACCUGGAACCCAGACCACUUCAUUGAGCUGAAGUGGUCUGGGUGCCUAUAGUGGUUCUUUAAGGGUGAGCAUUCAAAUGAUGCUGUGUUUGUUUGAGUGUCACAAAAAAAGAUGCUGCUUUGAAAAGGACACUGCUAAAGUAAGUUUAGGGUUAGAUAAAUUUAAAUUUGUGCUAGUAUUUUAGGAUUAAGGAAGUUUAGGGUUGGCUUAGCGUAGCAACUAGGGAGGCUAAAGGUUUUGGGGGUGAUUCUGGUUAGGGUACUUCGAAGAACAUAUGGUGGUAAUAGGUAACUACUUUCAAACUGAUGUGGAUUCUAACUCCCAUGAUUUUCAAAUCGGUAUCCUCUGUGUAAUACAAAAGAGGAAAUAGGAGAUCUGUAGCCUCAAUGGAACCUUGUUCACUAUGUUAGGAGGAAUGAGAUAGAUAUAUGAUGCAAGCUAGCUCCUUCUAUAUCCUCCUCCCCCAGGGAAGGUAUGCUGAAAGGAAGCAAAAAAUGAGUAUAAGGUGCCCAACCUUAUUGUAUUACACAAUUUUAUGAUCAAUACUUAUGUCAUACAAUCUGCUACAGAGGGAAAUAUUUCACAGUUUUGAACAGUGUGUGAUACAUAUGAGUAACUUUAACAAAACACGUUAGACAAACAGGAACAAGAAGUAACGUAUGCUUUGUACAGACAUGCUUAUAGGCUAAAGGAAGUGGGAUAUGAUUGCAGAAAAGGUAUAAAACACAAUGAACCAUAAAGGGGAGGUAGAUUGUUACACAUAUUAAUAAUAUACAAUAAUUAUAUAAACAUGUGACUUCAGAAAGUAGCAGAGCAAAAAGUGUAAUAAGAGAUGAGACUGUUAAUUUCCUAAAAUUACUAAUCACCUUUAAAUUCAGUCUUCUAAAACGACUCUUUGUUGCCGGUACAAAAUGUGUUCCUGGUGUACGAGAAUUAAGUUGUGUGAGGUGAGAAUGGGGUGAAUUGCUGUAAUGAGAUGUAUUAAAUAGAUAUGUUCCCUAAAUAAAUAAAAAAGGGGUUUUAAGGAGUGGUGGAAGGUCUGAUAGCGAGGAGAGGCAUUCCAUUAGAAUGAGGCAUUCUUCUAAAAUUUCACGUAGGAGACAAUUGCAGGUGAGGAUGCAUACAGAGGGCAGAAGAAAGCUGAUAGCAGACCUACAGGACCAGGGUAGAUUGUAUGUGUUAAAUUGGAGACUAUAGAUCAUAGUGCACUAUUUGUUGGAGCAUUACAAUCGUAGAUUUAAAAUUUAAAGAGAAUAAGUGUAAGAAGGGAAGCAGACAAGGCAUAUAUGAAUUCUCCCCAAAAUAUAGAUGUGUAUAUAUAGAGCAGUGGUUUCCAAACCAGUCCUCAAGACUCUUCUACCAGUUCAGGAUUUAGGUAUUACCCAGUUGUGUCUAAGGUUUUUUUUAGAAGAAGAAGAAAAAAAAACACAUUAGACACAACUGGGUAUGGGCGCCUUGAGGACUGGUUUGGGAACCACUGAUAUAUAGUAAUUAUAGUGAUAUGUAGUAAUUAUAGUAACAAUUACAAUUAUUUACAUAGCACCAACAUAUUCUGCAGCGCUGUAGAAUAAAUAAGCAAAACUAACAAUAAAUUCGAACUCAAACAAAACAUGAUUGACAUAAUAGGUGCUUACAGUGUAAUUGUAAUGUCAUCUGUAGGGUUAGGGGAAUAAAUAUUCCAGUAAAGGUACACCUGUACUUGUGGUGCUGUGGACCGUGACACCUGGCAUGUCUAGGAGUGAUUGGAGUUACAGUCCAAAGUAUCAGUUUUGUGCACAAAGUUAAGGGGCACACCCGUACAGUGGUACUCUGACGAUAUGGGGGCAUUAUGAUACUACCAUAGAGGUCGUGAUAAUGAUGUGUUGUCUUUUCACAGCAGCUGCAUUACAGCGUCACUAUAAUGACGCUCAAUUAUUUUUAAACUCACCAUUUUGAAGAUCCUGUGUCGAUUAUCAAAUUCAUUGCAAUUUCAUAACAAAUGCAGUUGGGGUUAUCCAUUAUAUUGAGAAUUCACCUGUCAGCAAGUCAAAGUGAAUUGAAACGUUUAAGCUAAAAUUACUGAACAGAGAACGUAGACAGUUAUACAUUAUUACUUGGAAUUCAUCUGAAUUUCCUAAAACUCACACUUUAGUAUUCGUAAUAUGUGUGGACGCCCUGUGUUCUAGUUACAUUUUCUGCAACCUGUUGUGUUAUGCUGACCAUACUAGUGCUUUAAUCAGAGAGACUUAUAAAAGAUGUAUCCUGUGGUACACUGAUUUCAUUACAGUAUAACCAUAUUCAUGACUCAUAUAAAUCCCUAGCUAAUGUUACAGUAUAUGCACCACUGAUCCUUAUCUGCCUUGCUUCUGCAACUGAUUAUAUAAAAUUGUAUUUACUUUUUAUAACCUUGUAUUUCUUUCCAUUCACUAUUUCUGUGUUUCUUUCCUUUAGUUUUACAUCUUUUAGUCUCUCCUACUACGACUUGCACAUAUAUACCUCAUUACCUUUUAUUCCCCGACACACAUUAUUUGCACUGUAGUCAUCAACCUACCUCAAGUGUGUUUUCACUGUAAUUCUGCCGAUCCAUUUACCUUACAUUAACAAUCUCAUCUUCUUCUUUCUUCCUAUCACAGACACCCCUACAUCUUGCAGUAAUCACUGACCAGCCGGACCUGGUCUCUCUCCUUUUGUCAAAUGGAUGCUCGCCAAAAAUUCCAGAUCGCAAUGGACAGACGUGUGUUCACCUAGCGUGUGAAAAUGAAAGUAUAAACAGCUUGCGAGUGUUGUUAAAAGGGGGAACGUGGGAUCCAGAUGCAACAAACUACCAAGGUAUGAAAAUAUACACAUGUACAAGCACUUACCUUAUCCUUUUCAUUGUGGUAGUAUUGAGAGAUGUAAAGCUUGAGGUUCACGUUUCAUAGCCAUUAAGCAUGUCUGGACAACUUUCUAAAACAAUUAAUCUUGAAGGACAACAUAUUUUCUUGUAGUUAAUUUCAGGGAAACAUUAAGGACUGAAUUCUCUUAGCAGAGUACGGUUUUAGCCUACUUACUGAAUAGCAGUUCAACCUUAGAAAUUAAUGGGAAGAUAACUAUUCGGUAAGAAGAUUAAAACCUUACUCUACUAAGAGAAUCCAGCCCUAAACUGAUGUAUGGUAUAGAAAGCAUUCUACGAACAUAAGUUGUAGGACCAGAUAAGGUUAUACUAUUGAAUACAAAAAAAUGUAAUAAAAUAGAUUUAGCGCUAAUUAACCAAAUAAGACAGGGCAGCAAACCAAAAAGGUUUCCCUUCAGAAAAUCAACAGAAAUAAACAGAGAAAGAGAGGCUGCAUCACAAGAAUACAAUUAAAUACUAUUACCAGUGAUCAAAACAUGAUAUGUGUGAAUAAAUAAUAUAGUCCAAAAAAAGUCUUAAAAUAGAAAUACCCCUUUAAAUGAAUUGAAGUUCAGUAUGAAUUCUUGGGUAAGUGGUACAUUUUUGUACCAGAAAGUAGGAUGAUAAAAGUAUGAUAUGUUUCUUAGUAAAGUCCGUACAUAUAUGUAAAACAAGAUAUCAAAAAUCCAAUAGUGCAAUAUAUCAACUUAAACAUGGUAUAUGUAGUAAAACAGCUGCAGCUUACUCACAUUUAAUGGAGCUAUGGCCAACUCCAGUUUUGAAAGCGUACAAUGGUAUUAUCCCCUCUUACAGGAUAUGUGGGUGAGUGCCCGUAGGAGAAAAGGUAUCGUAGAACCCAAAAUGACAAAAUUUAGAAGGAAAAUAAUAGUGCUCUCUUUUGCAAUAAAAAGUACUAAAAUAAGAGUAGCUAUUAGUUGGCCGUUUUGAAACGGGUGCUCAUAAAUCUCACAAUUGUGGUUUUAUCAAUAUGUUGCAGGUUACAAAAAGUACAAUAACAACUUUGGGCACUGUAUCUAACCUGGAUAACACUAGCUGGAUAAGAUAUCUGCAGAUUAAAAAUAGCUCAAACUUCUUAAUAGUAUAGAUCUUCAGGAUUCUUCAAAUAAAUACAGAUUUCUUAUUAGAAUUCCAAUUGUUCUAUUGAAAUACCAGGAGUAUUUAGCUGCCAUAGUCAGAUUUAUGUGCCCUCCUUCCCCCAUACACCUUAUCACUCCCAAAUGUACCCAAGCCACUUAAAAAACACAUUUGUAAUAUGUGCAAUGGGUGUAAUAUAAAUGCAUUUGUAUGUGAGUAAACGUAUCAGGAUUUUGUACCAAAGUGAGAAUUGUGGGGAAAUCAAAGUCCAUUUCUAAUGUAAGGUCAACAUAGGUAAGUACUAAACAUUCUCCAAGUCAGAUUUGGUCACUUUGGUCUUAAAUUUCAAAUUCACUUUGAAUUCUCCACAGUUAUCACUUUAGUAAUCCUGAAGUGUGCAUACAUAGCUGGAGCUAAUAAAGCUUAUUAGCCAAACACAUACACUAGUUGGGCACACACUGUCUCACACACUUUUAAUUAAGCACACACGUCACCAUGCUAUAAUUUGCCUUUCAUAUACCUGCUGCAGUAUGCUGUAUCAUGCCAAUAUGAUUGGCUGAAUUAACCUAGCCAAUCAUAUUGCUGUUCUGUUGUAAUGUCCUGGGGGUGGGAGUGAGUGGAUGGGCGAUAGUGACUUCCCAUUAUUUUAUUAGUCCUCGUACUGCCUUUUGGUGUCAGUAAGCGCAAGGCUACCUUUUUACUUGGUCCCUCGCAGUAGUUUGUUUAUUUAAUGUUAUAGAGUUUUAUUUAACAUCUCUGCAGAUCUGGCUGAAAAGCAAAGAUAGUCUGCAACUGUUAUAGACUGGAGAUAAUAUAUUUUAUCAGUGUUAAUAAAUAUCAGAAUUCCAUACUUUGUAUAAAAUGUGGAUGAAUUCUCUGCAAGGUUUUUAGAAGACACCAACAUGCUCUAAACAGGAAAUGUACACUUAGUACAAUUUCCAGAACUAACCCCUGCAUUGCCUUUAGUAUAUGUGGAAUGGGAAUUCUAGGGAAACUUUAGGGAUUUUCACAGAAUAUGGAAAACAUGGGGUCUCUUGGCAGUUUAGUAAGUGAUCUAUUCACUAAACUCUGAAUUGUAGCAAAUUAAAAUCUGAGUGGAACACUGUAUGUAGAUAUAACUGAUUUGAAGAAAUUAUCCAAUUCAACUACAGUCACAUCACAGCCUUUAUAACCUUUAUUUUGCCACUCAGGUUUCAAUUUGCUACAGUUCAGAAUUUAGAGACCAACCCUGUAAAUGCCAUGUGUUGCUGCAAUAAAGGAACACUCCAAGUACCAUAUGUAGUAGUUAUGGUGCGCAGGAGUGUCGUGGCACUCUUCCAGUGUAAGUAGUUAAACCGUUUGCUACUUACCUGGGGUCUGCUUGUUAGAGCAGGCUUGGGAGUGUUAAUUGAAGCUCCAUGCAGGAGCUUCCAGCUUUUGAUGACAGAGAUGACUGAACCCAGGUAAUCUGUCAAGCUGUUAUAAACAGGUUGACUACUUACAUUAAGGGGGGAGGGCCUGGGUACUAAUGACACCAUAACCAUUACAGGGCUUCGUAUUAGUUAUGGUGUUACAAGUUUUCCUUUAACUAUGCCAUUAUUGAAAACUACCACACUCCUUGUAAACAAAGUUAAAGUUGAGACGUGAACAUUCCCAGCCUUUUCAUCGCAGAGCAUUGCUAGUACUUUAAGUAAAGCUGUUUCUGUAAACCCUCUUCCUUCCUUGUCUGUUGCAUAAACAAACACAGCCUUACUUAACCUCAUUCAUGUUUUUCAAUACCAUAGUAGCAAUUAGGAAUGCACGUGACAGUGCUUUGCAUCACAUGCAAACUAUCUCACGAUUCUAUUUAAUAUAGGGUUGUCAGAUCCAUAAUGUUUUUCAUGGAUGAUGUCUCUUAUACAUAUACAAAGAGAAGGCUGUCAUGCUGUAUGCAAAAUGAAGAAACCCUAAAUCAAAUUAAUUCUACAUAAUGCAGGUCAACACUUUUAAUGUGUUGCUCAACAUGAAGGUGUGAUAUGUGUCCAGGUAAACAUUGUGAUGGCGACCUUAAGUGAACUUGUGCAGAUCUAGGCUGUGUAUAAUGCAAGAGAGGAUUAUAAAUAUUUUAUUGGACAUUUUAUCUGGAUUCUGCAUUCUAUCAAGGGAUGCCUGUUCCACGCACCGCCUAAACUCCCAGAUUUAGUGGGACUGUCCUGAUUUCACCAUCCUAGGUUAAUAUAGGACAACAGGAAACUGACCCCAGCAAGUGCAAUGCAAGUACAUCAAUAUACUCAUUCAUGCUGUGCUGGUCGCUGUGUGGGGACAUUUACGUUCUUUGGGCAUCCCCCCUUUACAGUGAUGCCAUCAGCACUCCCCCAUAAUUCCACUCACCACCUGUCCAGAUUUCAUAUCUCUCAUUGUUGAGAGGUAUAGAUUCAAAAUGUAUAUGGAAUAUCAAAUCUAAUGAUAUAUGAGAUCUGUACUCCGUUUCCAUCUGUCUACUGAACAUAAAAUGUUGUCUGUAGAUGUUUAAUGUUUUUAAAGUUGUAUGCAUAUGCAAAAUAGUUUGGAAUCUUUGUAGGUGAUUCCAUUUAACUAAACGUCUGUUUUUCUGUUGUUCCCCAGGUAUGACUGCAUUACACAUAGCAAUCAGUACAGGACGCAGAGAUGCCACUCAGUGUUUACUGGAUAAUGGAAUGGACGUUGACGCUGUGGUAUGAUCCUACUGAACUGCUGUACUGACCAGGCAGCCUACCAUCAGAAUGUCUUACUGUGCGACACAUACUGAUAAAUUGUAACAGCGCAUGUCACUCAGUAACUACAUUUUGUGUGUGUGUGUGUGUAUGAAUAGACAGACAAGUAGAUAAAAUUAUAUACAAUUAUAUACAUCCACAAGCUUUCAGGGUUAUUUACUAAAGUGUGAAUCGUUGGAAAGUAAAUUUCAAAUUUUAUGCCAAAAUAGCCAAAAGGAGGAUUUUUCCAGCUUAACUAUUGCAGCAGAUCGGCCAAGUCACAUGGUGCGCCAUGUGACAUCCAGUUUUUUUCAGUCUACCCGAUCACUCAGUAGACUGAAGGGAGGACUGAAGAAAAAUGUAGAACAUGCUGAUGUUUAACUGCAAUCGCAAUGCACUUGACCUGUUUCAGGGCUGUUAAACCCAUAAGUAAGAGCUUCAGUAGUGCUCGGCAUAUGGAAAACCCUGAUUGGCUGGUCUGUCAUUCUGGUGGAUAUGUGCCACAUCAAUUGUGUCUCAGAUGGAUCCUCCUCUGGUUCUACCAUGGUUAGCAGAUCUAAAGUUUUAAAUUCAAUUUGAAUUUCUUUCCUGUCCACCUUUCGUGACAAAGGGGAGGACACUGCCCAUGAAAUUGGCCCAACAGACUGCCCCAUAAAGGCAGACCAGGCACAGAGCUUUGCUUACGCACUUCAUGAUCUUAGUGCCCUAUCCCUUCCAGAUUUGAAAUUCUGGACAGAUUUUGAAGUACAGGGCAAGUCCCACAUUUGCAGGGCCAAUAUUAAAAAAUGACCACUUCAAAUAACUUUCAUGUAUAGGUAUUUCAUAAAUUCAAGCCAGUCAUAAAAUACAUAACAAAUUGAGCCAUCUAUUUUAUGUUUUGGAAUUUGCAAAGUAUGACAUCCUUAAAAAGUUAACUUUAUAUUGUUAUUCACUAAAAUGAGAUUUGUCAGGAAAUAAAGGAGAAUUUAAAGUGAAUUUCAAAUUUAGGGCCAGAAUAGAUGAAUAAGAAAAAAAAUCUCUAAUUCAGCUGUGGUUUUAAGUUCGGCUAAAUUGGUCUAACAUUUGAAAUUCACUUUGAAUUCUCUUCGAAUCCUCGAAAAUUCUCACUUUGGUAAAUAACCCUGAAUAUCAUUUUGCUUCUGAUAAAACCUAUGGGUAUUUGCAGUGUUUUAUUACACACAGUAGUGAGAAAUAAUAUAAAAUCUGGCUGGGACUGUACCUUCUGUCUGAGUGGCCAAUUGGUUUCUCUUCAGAUAACAAGGUAGUUGUGUAUCCAGGUGUUGCAGUAUAUAUUAUCCUCAGAGCAAGAAAGUUGUCUCAUACUUACAGUAUUUCAUUAGUUACCACACUGUAUUUCAAACUAUCUCAGUAAGCGGAAAAAUCAAAUCACACAGACAAGUCAGUUUAGAGUCCUUGUGUGAACCUGGAUUUGCAGAGAGAGAACUUUAGCUGUCAAUUCAAUUUAUUUGGAGGGACCAACUCUGUAACCUAUGUAUAAUAAGGAUGAAUUGUGUUUCAGCAAUCAUAUCUCAUUAUUGCAUUACCAUGUAUUUUACCAGGAAAUAAAAAGUGGCCGAACGCCCCUAAUCCAAGCCGUGGAGAAUGGGUGUGAGAAUCUAGUAUGUCUUCUCCUCCAAGUGAGUGAUAUUAUGGUAUUUUAUGUACAGUUGUAUGGCUAUGGUGACAAAACAAUAAUACUAAUGAAAUGCAGAAAAAGAGAUAUCUUGGAAAGUCCCUGUGCUUCGGAUAGGAAGGGAAAUGUUGUGGUGGUUUCUGGGAUGAAUAAAUUCAAAUAUGAUGAGCUGGUUAGUCGAACUGGCAGACUAACCUCAAUUGUAUUAAAGGGACAUUGUAGACACUUUAACAAUUGCAUCUCAUUAAACUGAUUAUUGUGCCCGGAGCACUCUGGCACUGCCCCUCUAUUACAUUCCAAGACGUUAAACACUGGAUGAGGGUCCCUGGCUUUCUAUAGCCCAGCUCCCACUGGAGGUGUGGCUAAGGCAGCGAUCACACACUUCCUUGUAUUCUUAAGGAUUUAUGCCUGCAAUGGCACUGUGAUUGGCUGAAAACAAUCAGCUGACACUCUCAACCAAUCACAGCCAACCACUGUUGCUCAGACUAAUACUUCCUGGGUACACUUGUAUAGCAAUAUAUCAUUAAAAAAAUGUUUAAUGCUGAAUCAGAGGGUGUUGCAAAUGGACUCCAAACACUGUAGCCAAUUUGAUAAGAUGAAGCAGUUGCAGUGCCCACAGUGUACUUUUAAGUGCACAUAACUCCAAUGGGCAUUUUAAUAAAAAAAAUGAUCUUGGUAAGAACUUAUUGAGCAUAUUAGUAGAAAUAUCUCCAAUAUACCAUCUCUGGACAGAUGUCAAUUUGAAACAAAUAUUCACUCCUUUGUUAAUCCAUAACAAGGAAGGGCUGACACGUUUUAUUUGCCUGUGGCUAGUACUAGCAAAUGGCCUUUUCUUGCAUACUAAAUUCACUAAUCUCUGUGUGCAUAGUCCAACCUAUGAGGUACUUAUUUCAGAUAAAGUCUGUUGACGUUGUGUCAAUGCUGGAGCUUCUACCGAGGUCUCUGCACACCUAAGAGACACACACAGUGAAAAUUCUAAGUGAAUUCAUAGUGAUUUUCAAAAUUAAGGCCAGAGUAGUCAAACUGAAAGCAUAGCUAAUUUUUCCAGCUCAGCUAUUUUAACCUUAAAUGUAAAAUUCACUUUGAAUUCACACUCUAGUAAAAAAAAACCUUACGGAUUUUGUAUUCUGCAACUCCAUCACCACCAAUGAUGUCCAGUAUGCAUUAUGGAUGUGAUAAGCACUUUCCCAUCUCUUACCAACACCUUUAAAGACACCAUACAUACUUAUCAUAGCCUCACAACUUGGUUAAUUCCAGAUAUUGCAGUGUCCUGGGAAAAUAUUCCAUUAGGCUAGUCCAGGCCUGGGAAACUAGGGAACAGUAAGAAUGCAGGUCAUAAAUGAGUAAUGCAGGUCAAAGUGCCAGACUAGGAAAGGUGCUAAAUAUAUGUUACUUACUGUCUCCUGGAGAAGGAUGUGCAUCAAACUAUUUAAAUCUACAAAUAAAUAUUUGUAUUUAAAAAUCCUCGUUUUCUAGUGAUCCAAUGUGCAAUUACCCCCUUCCACCCUUGCCAGCCCACUUGGGCCAUUUAACAAUUUAAUAAAUCAAAUCUCUAAAUUUCCUGUUAAUUCUGUUGUUACGAUUCCACUUGCUACUCUAUUCAGAUGAUCUUAAAUAGAUUUGGAUGGACGGGAGGUUUAUUAUUUAAUUCAAUCUGGAAAUAAAUGCAAAGGAGUAAAUUAUUCUGAUCUUAGAGAGUACAGAAUGUAUUAACUUGUGACUUUGGUGCAUAAGGUGUUUUUUUGGUAACUCGAUGUCAAAUGUUAUUACCACAAUGUUACUUACACAUUGUCUGUUUGAUAUUUGGCUUUUCUGCAGCGUGGUGCUCAAGUCAAUGCACAAACAUAUGCAGGCAACACAGCUCUGCAUGUGGCCAGUGGACGUGGCCUUGAAGAAAUUACACGAAUGCUACUACGGAGUGGAGCAGACAGUGGAAUAAAAAACUGCCAUAAUGAUACCUCAAUAACAGUCGCAAAGAACCGAAGGGUAAACACCAUUUUGGUGGCCAUUCCUUGUGUGGCCAUUCCUCUUUCAACUCUGUGUCUCUCUCACCUUUACUCUAAUUCAUUAAAUGACCCCUGAACCUUAUUUACUAAAGGUUAGAACAUGGGACUUUUGCACAAUAUUUCAUUCAGAACAUCACUUCUGAUGCAGGACACUGGCAAAUCGCACCUUUUAUUGUGAGCUAUGUCAAAUCUCUGUGUAGACAGCCCAGCGUCAUUCUGACAUGAAUACACAUGUACAUUCUGGGCAUGCAGGAAUGAUGUAAACCAAUCUGCAGGCAAUACAGCUUAUAUAAACCUUUCACACGCCUCAGCACAUAGCCCAGCUGUGGUUCCUACUUCAUACACUUUUUGUUAUUUGACCCAACUUGUCUUGUUGAACCUAUUAUCCGACAUCCCCUGACUUGGACAAACCUACUGUUUGUGUGAUUUCUGUAUUCCUUGACCUCAGUUGCAUUCUGACCUUUCUCUCUUCUUUAAGCCUAGCUAUAGACACCACAUUAAACCCGGCCAUCCUAAAGACCGGUGGCCAUCUUUCUUUUUUACAACUUUACUUAGGAUAGUCUUAGUUUCAGAUUCUGCAUGUUGGGUCCUCUUCACUUUUUGACAGUAGGUUGUAAUGUAUGUAUAAUAUUAGUUAUUGCAAUUCUAGCAACCUAUUUAUUUUUAUCAGAUUACAGAUAUCCUACGUGGUAAAUCCUCCUCUCCGCGGAAUCAGUAUGAUAGACUCACCGAUGAACACAGCGACAGCUCGCUUACCCUAUCACCACAACCGCCACAAGUGAAAACACCCAGUUAUAUAUCCGUAAGUCCUCCACCUGGAAGACAGGCAACUCCAUUACUGUCCCUACCUCAAAAAGAUACAUUAAGACAUAUCAAAGUACCUGACUUAUCUCCAGCAAUUAAUGGGUCUAGCCAAAGACAGUUUGGUAGAGUCCAAUGUGAGGAACAGACAUACCAAUGUACAGGGGAAAGACAUUAAAUUAACUGCAGCUAUACAUGCUAAUAAGAUGUUCAGAGGGUGUUUUAAGAACUUUAUUCAGGGAUGUGGGCAAUUCAAUGCCAUCGUCAUGUAUACCUUAUGGAACAUGCCCGGGAACCUCCAAUCAGCAACAACAGAGGAUUGUGGUUACAAAAAAAAGUAGAAUAAAAUAAAAGUUCCAUCAUUCUCUUUAACAUGAUGUAAUGAGGCAGGUACCAAGCAACAACCUACCAUCUACCUGAGAAGACAUAUACACACACAUGUUUAAGUGAGAAUCUACUCUACAGUGCCGCGACUGCAUGACGAGAAAUCCAGAUUAUUUUUAGUCUGUCCAUCACAAGUUUGGGAUUCGUAUAGAUGGACAUCUAUGGAAACUAACCUAAUUCUGAAAGUGUGCAUUACUCCGUGGAUGCAUUAAUAGAAUUGCUUAUAUGCGAUAAACUGUGUAACAAAACUAUUGAAUAAUGUAUUCAAGAUGUAUGGAUAUUUUAUAGGAUGAGUAUGUUGAAAAACUCAGAAAGAUGACACAAAAGUAAUCGGUUUAAAGGUGUCAAGCUCGUGUUACUGUGUUAACAUGAGACCCAUCUAUCAUAUUCUCCUUCCCGAUUGUUAAAUGGUGCUAGUAAAGGCCAGCAAACAAUGAGAGUAUGUAUUAAGAAUAAAUGAAACAUUUCAUCUUUUCUAAUGAGGUUGCAAUUCCUUCUUGAAUUAUUGUAUAUCCUCUGAAAUUCCACGUCCCAUCCCAAAAAAUGCCAAAUAAUCAAUUUUGGGGCAAAUUUCUAAAUGUUAUUACAUUUGCAUGUAGUUGUUACAGUUCUAGAAAUGUCCCCCAAAAUUGCUUUCUACAAAUGUGUCUCUCUAGGUGUUUAUUCACUAAAACACGAAUUGCACAAUUGAGACCAAAACAGAUGAGCAGGAAAAAUGGCUGCAUGGGAGAUUUUCAACAACAUGGCUGUUGUUGCCUAACUCCUGCAUUUUGGUUGUCGAUUUAAAAGGUUGCAGUAUUACGUGAAUAAACACCUGAAAGGAUUACACCAAGCAUCAUGACCACUUCAUCAUUAUGAAUAUGUCAUAGUGCAGGGAGUCUGUAUGUGCAGUGUUUCACUAUGGACAUGCAGAGAUAUUUAAUCAAGCUGCCACCUCUGGCAGCUGUGAUCCAGUAUGUCCAGAACUCUAUCCCGGGCUGACUAAUCUGAAUUCAUGUUGCUGUUUUAAAUUACAUCUUGUUUGCAUGAAUUGUUAUUACUAAGUCACGUUUCUCAGAACAGCCCCACCCUUGACCACUAUCCUACUCACUCCCCUAAAAUUGUAUAUUUGAAAUGUUGGUUGGUAUGCUAUAGUAUGUACGCAUAUAUAUAUAUAUAUAUAUAUAUACAUAUAUAUACCGCCUUUCCCCGAAAAUAAGACCGGGUGUUAUAUUAAUGUUUCCUCAGAAAAAAAAUUUCGGGGGAUGUCUUAUUUCGGGGAAAAACGGUAGCAAGCAUGUGCUAUGAAGCGGGUCUACAUUCGCAGAAGUUCGCUAGACUAGUUCACUAGGGCAUGGAAUCCCGCGAAUCUAUGUUUGGGGAAACUUCCCCGAACAUAGAUAAGCUUACUCACGAAUGGAAUUCCGCAAAUCUGUUCGGGGAAAAUUCCCGAACAUAGAUUAGCAAACUAGCGACUAGGGCUUAUUUUCGGGGAUGUCUAAUUUUGUGGGGAAACAGGGUAUGUGUGUGUGUGUAUGUGUAUAUAUCUAUAUCUAUCAGUUUUGCUUAUUCACAACUCAAUGUUCUUUGCAUCAAAAAAGAAUAGUUCUUACAUUUGAAGUGUGUACUUUAUCGUGUGUCAACAUUUUUAAUCUACACAAAGCUUAAUGAUGACUGUUAAGCACCAGAAUGAAUGAUGACCCUAUCCCUUAUCAUUUAAUGUAUGCUUCAAGCAGUAUGGUGGUGGGUGCAUUAUGAAACAGGGUGGUGGGUGCAGUGUGCGGCAAAGCUGCGGACCCAUUGUGAGUUUGGCUGGUCAGACCUCUAUAAAUUCUGUAAGUUAUUUAAUAUUUUUUUACAAUAAAUAUUUUUGUACUAAACUGAGACAA